This is a messenger RNA of Pan troglodytes (chimpanzee), 45702 nucleotides long. It is a transcript of the gene ZBTB16, whose product is annotated as zinc finger and BTB domain containing 16. The transcript is spliced from 5 exons. Gene Ontology annotation, molecular function: RNA polymerase II cis-regulatory region sequence-specific DNA binding; DNA-binding transcription factor activity, RNA polymerase II-specific; protein binding. The record is from RefSeq and is a predicted model, not a curated record. Gene Ontology annotation, biological process: regulation of transcription by RNA polymerase II. Lineage: Eukaryota; Metazoa; Chordata; Mammalia; Primates; Hominidae. Bases 397 to 2037 code for a protein of 546 amino acids.
CUGUGGGCAGGGAGCCGGGCUCGGCCGCCAGCACUAAAGAUGGAGAGGCGCCGGGGCCUUGCAGGGGAGGGGGCUCGGCGUUGACGUGGGACGCGGCGGAGGCGCAGCAGCCGGUGGUGAUUUGCUAACCUCGCAGCAGAGAGGAGUUGAGGGCGAUGAGAGCGGGUACUGCGAACUGCCGGGCGAUGCUGUCGCUGCCGCCGUGAUACGGAGAGCAACAGUUCCCCAGCAACACCCCUCCCCGACACAGGCACACACCCCCCGACAGGCACGCACACCCACCCCACAGUGCCCGGCUCGGCUGCGCCUCCUCUAUUGGCCCAGGAAGCCCACCCAGCCCCGCCACGCAGAGCCCAGAAGGAAAGAAAGCCUCAUGCCUGAGCCGAGGGGAGCACCAUGGAUCUGACAAAAAUGGGCAUGAUCCAGCUGCAGAACCCUAGCCACCCCACGGGGCUACUGUGCAAGGCCAACCAGAUGCGGCUGGCCGGGACUUUGUGCGAUGUGGUCAUCAUGGUGGACAGCCAGGAGUUCCACGCCCACCGGACGGUGCUGGCCUGCACCAGCAAGAUGUUUGAGAUCCUCUUCCACCGCAAUAGUCAACACUAUACUUUGGACUUCCUCUCGCCAAAGACCUUCCAGCAGAUUCUGGAGUAUGCAUAUACAGCCACGCUGCAAGCCAAGGCGGAGGACCUGGAUGACCUGCUGUAUGCGGCCGAGAUCCUGGAGAUCGAGUACCUGGAGGAGCAGUGCCUGAAGAUCCUGGAGACCAUCCAGGCCUCAGACGACAAUGACACGGAGGCCACCAUGGCCGAUGGCGGGGCCGAGGAAGAAGAGGACCGCAAGGCUCGGUACCUCAAGAACAUCUUCAUCUCGAAGCAUUCCAGCGAGGAGAGUGGGUAUGCCAGUGUGGCUGGACAGAGCCUCCCUGGGCCCAUGGUGGACCAGAGCCCUUCAGUCUCCACUUCAUUUGGUCUUUCAGCCAUGAGUCCCACCAAGGCUGCAGUGGACAGUUUGAUGACCAUAGGACAGUCUCUCCUGCAGGGAACUCUUCAGCCACCUGCAGGGCCCGAGGAGCCAACUCUGGCUGGGGGUGGGCGGCACCCUGGGGUGGCUGAGGUGAAGACGGAGAUGAUGCAGGUGGAUGAGGUGCCCAGCCAGGACAGCCCUGGGGCAGCCGAGUCCAGCAUCUCAGGAGGGAUGGGGGACAAGGUUGAGGAAAGAGGCAAGGAGGGGCCUGGGACCCCGACUCGAAGCAGUGUCAUCACCAGUGCUAGGGAGCUACACUAUGGGCGAGAGGAGAGUGCCGAGCAGCUGCCACCCCCAGCUGAGGCUGGCCAGGCCGCCACUGGCCGACCUGAGCACCCAGCACCCCCGCCUGAGAAGCAUCUGGGCAUCUACUCCGUGUUGCCCAACCACAAGGCUGACGCUGUAUUGAGCAUGCCGUCUUCCGUGACCUCUGGCCUCCACGUGCAGCCUGCCCUGGCUGUCUCCAUGGACUUCAGCACCUAUGGGGGGCUGCUGCCCCAGGGCUUCAUCCAGAGGGAGCUGUUCAGCAAGCUGGGGGAGCUGGCUGUGGGCAUGAAGUCAGAGAGCCGGACCAUCGGGGAGCAGUGCAGCGUGUGUGGGGUCGAGCUUCCUGAUAACGAGGCUGUGGAGCAGCACAGGAAGCUGCACAGUGGGAUGAAGACAUACGGGUGCGAGCUCUGCGGGAAGCGGUUCCUGGAUAGUUUGCGGCUGAGAAUGCACUUACUGGCUCAUUCAGCGGGUGCCAAAGCCUUUGUCUGUGAUCAGUGCGGUGCACAGUUUUCGAAGGAGGAUGCCCUGGAGACACACAGGCAGACCCAUACUGGUAAUGGCUGGAGCUGGUGUCAUCUGAAGACUCGACUGGGCUGGAUGUCCAAGAUGGCUCCUUCACUCAAUUAUCUGAGUCUCAGUGUUCCUUUGCGUGGCUUCUCUCUUCAGCAGAGUAACCUGGACUUGCUGUGUGACAGCUCAGGUUUCCAGGAGUCAGGACACAGGAACUGCCAGCCCUCUUAAAAGCUAGGCUGGAAGUACACAGCAUUACUUCUACCAUAUGUCAUCAAUCAGAUAGUCAUAGGUCAGCCCCAGAUUGAAGGCGGUGGAAGGCUGGACUCUCCUUCUCAGUAGGGAAGUGACAGAAACCUAUAGGGAAGGAGGAAUUGAUGGCAGUCAUCUUUGGAAACAAGCUACUACAGGGGACUAAAGUGGAAGAAGGAAGAACACCAGUCAGCUGCUGUUAAGAUUAUUGUCGUCAGUAUUUCAGCGUUCUUGUCCUUGCCUUUUCUGAGUGGAAAACAUGCCUCCUGACUGGCAUCUUGAGCUUUGGUCUGGAGGGGCCUUGCCCUGUCAUGAUGGGAGGGGAGCUUUACAGGUGAGCUGUCAUUCCAGUCAGCAUCUCCCUAGCUCAGUUAUAGAGAAAGUGAUCUGGCUAGGUUAUUUUGCCCAGGGUUCCAGAGGUGGUUGUCAUGAAAGCAAGGGGAGAACCGGGUCUCCCAGGGUCCCAGCCAUUUUCUUAUUGCUAGACCGCAUGUAACUGAGAAUCCCACUCUGAGAGUUCUAAUCUGGGGGAAUGAGCUGUGAGCCAGCUUUGCCAAGCAGCUUAAUUCUGUCCAUCCAGAUUAAAUUUGCAGCAGCAGGGAGCCAGCUGCCCUCUCAGCCAGGGGCAGGGGAGCAAGCUGAGUCCCCGAGGGAUGAGCAGCUGUGGAGGCUGUUCCUAGGCGGACCCCAGACGUAUGGAGCACCCCCUGUGUGCCUGGCACCUGCUGGGGAUAUGAUGGUGACCAACUCAGGCACAUGCCCUGUUCUUGAAAGAAGCUGAAGGUCUGAAUGUGGUGGUCUGGGCCUUUUGUUUUUUCCCCAGAGAUCUUGUGGAUGGGGCUCCUCAGCUGGAGGAGGGAGAGGUCAGCUACCAAGUGCCCCCUGCUGAUGUUGAGGUAAAAUGUGGCUUGCUCAAUAGGCCACAUGUGGUGUGCUCAAUAAAGAUUGAGUAAACUGAGCUCUUGAAAGGAUGGGGAAUGGAGAAAAUGAAUCCAAAUUAGGGGUGAGACACCAAGGUGGAUGCUUUGAGAAGGGCUCCCUGCCAGCCUUAGUGUGAGCUGUGGGCGAGCUCCCCCAGCAGGGAAGAGCCACUUCCUUGUGUGGGGCAGGUGUCGUGCUCAGUGCCGAGGGGAGAUACGACAGCAGUUUUACCCUCAGGAUAGGGCUGGCAAAGAGGGGUCCUGUGUGACCAUGGUGACUCUUUCUGACAUGUGGCAGAGCUCAUUCAUCACUCAUAGCGCUACUUCCUGCUGAACUCAGGUGGAUUUUUAGUUCCCCUAAUAAUCAAUGAGAGAAUACAGUCUGAAAUCUAUUUGCCCUCUCUGUUCCAGGAAAGGGGUCCCAGGAGGAAGGGAGUUGCCUGAUGACAGGGAGCGCUGAAAAUGUCACUAAAGCUAUUGGAGUGGGAAAAGCCAGGUGGGAGACCAGGUACUGUUGGGAAGCCAACGGGAGAGUAGGUAGGGAAGAGCUCUGAAAAAGAGAAGGAAUGGAGACCCUGGGACAGUAAAAAUACUGCCAAUGCCACUUGAUAUUUUUGCUACCUUAGUUUAUAAAACAAUUUCCUUGAUUACACCCAUUUAACAGAUGAGACCAUGGAGGCCUAGACACUACCCACUAGGAAGUAGAGAACUGGAACUUGACCCAACUCCAACUCAAGUGUUCUUUCUACUACUCCCUGGCUGCCUCCGCACUGACUGAGUGUUGUCCAGGAGUCUGUAGGCUGAUUGGUUCAGGGUGAUCCUGUUUAGAGGUCAUUGAGUUCAUGGCCCUGCCUGGGAAGAGCUCUUUUGGAACCCUGUGCCCCAUUGCACUAAGAAGCCCCAACACCCUGAUGUGUACAUCCUCCUCCUGGAGUAGGAUACAGUUUGCCUGAAUCAGAUCAGUUUCAUAUCCAAGGCUGCCAUGUGGGAGUUCAUGGAGCUCACGUGUGGCUUUGCAUAGGGCAGGUGGUUAUGGUGUCGUACAGGUAUUCUUGAAACUGGAAAAUGAAUUUAAUGGAAACUAUUUCCAAUUCCAGCCUAUCCAAGAGAAUGGCAUGUUCACAUCUCACCCUUUUGACCCUAUUUGACCUGGAUUUCUGUCCUGGUGUGUGUGACCCCUCCUUGCCCCCUGCCCUCAAGAUCUUGACGGGCUCAAGCUGGUGUUCUAGGAGGCCACGCUUAUGGUUGGGCUGGGCUCAGGCUUUGUUGUCACAUUCAGUUUUCUGUUUUGGUACAACGAAGGCUUUGAGGAGAUAAACAGAGAUCAUUUUACACCUUUUAUAUUAUGACAAAUACAUAUUGCAAAACACUGCUGCUUCCAAAAUGUUUGGGUUGCAGAGCAGUGAGGAAUUAACAGCUAGGCAGUUCCCGAGAUGCUUGUACUUCAUUUACACAUCAGAAUUUUUUUUACACUGUUCAGUAAAAUAAAAGUGAGAAAACACACAUACGUGCACGUGCACACCCCCAUGCACACCCAGUGCACCACCUGGCUUCUAUGUCAGGAAUGUCUUAAAUUAGUAAGUAGUUCUUUAAGUCCAGAUAAACUGAUAAAUACCAUUAAUGGCUUAAUUUAUUCUCUGGGUUUGAAAUUUGACACACGGACACUAUCUUGGCUCAGGAAACACAAGUGGUUUUGUGCCAGAGGUUUUAAUGACCGAUCAGUAAUAUAAAUUGCUGCAUCACUGAGCAGAAAUAGCUUCUCCAUGUCAUUUGAUCUGGAAACUUCUCUGGCCAGGCAGCAGUUAAUAAAUUUAAAAAUAAUUACCCUCUUUAUUCAAAGUCAAACUAAUUAGGAGUGGGUUUUACAAAUCAUAAUGUUGUUCAAGCCACUGUACAUCCCCAUUUGGGACUUGAACAGGCCUGGGGGCAACAGACAGGAUCCGGUGGUGUUAAUUAGAGGGCAGCGAGAUAACUUGGCUGCUGAGCUCCAAGGUAGGAGGCCGGGCAGUCUUCAGCAUGCCCUCGGGAGAAAAUGGGAGGUCUGAGUGAAGAGGCCAUGAGGGUGACCUGUAGGAACCUUCAACUCUUUCAGUCCAUCUGUAGGGGACCCAGAGCACACCUAUUGGUAAUGUGAACAUGGGGGAGUUGGGGCCAGGGCUGGUCUGUGUGGGCCUGGCCAGAGAGACUGAGGGAGUCAGGGAGCAGGAAAGGGGGAUGGGCAAAUGACUGCCUGGGGACAAGAGACCUGCCUGAAGGCAGGGAAGUGGAUGGGAUGAUCUCUAGAGGACAUUACUUCCUAGGAAAGUUUGAGCCCUAACAGAGUGGUGCAGGCUUGUCAUGCAGAUUGCAGGGAAGAGGAACCCCAUGAAGCCUAAAGUCAGAGUGUCAAGUGCAGGGUAUUUGGUGCACAGUGACCCAGAACUUGGGAUCUGGUGUCAGACUAUCUAGAUUCCAAUUCCAGCCCCAUCACAGAUUGGAUAAUCUCAAUAUAGGCCUCGCAUGGAGUAAGUGCUCAGGAAAUGGAGGUGCCAGUUUCUCUCAUCGCAUCAUCCUGGUCUUCCUCAGAGGCUUCUGAGAACAUGAAUUUCCCCCACUGGAUAGGUUGACGGGGCCAAGUCAGUGAGGAUGGUGUUGGAGGAAUAGGAACAGUAUACACCUGCUUUGCAAGGCCAUGGUGAGGUCUUCCAGGAUCCCUGACUAUGUCCUCCGGCCAAGAGGACAUUUGCAAUGUGCCCACUGAGUUAACAGCCACUGGGGCCCUCUCAGUGCAGUUGAAAGAAGUGAGGGCAGAUUGAAGCUCCACACUUUGAGCAAUCUCAGGGAGCAGAUUUGGUAGAUCUUAAGGCCCUGAGGUCUGGAAUACCCAAAGCUUCCCUAAGGAACCAUUCCCUGUUGGUGUCUAAACAGGUGAUGUGUAAACCCAGGCCAGACAGGCCGCAAAACUGGAAUUGAGACUAAGCAGGUGUACCAGCCUCCAGGAGCACCAGGCCUGUGCCCUUCUACAUCUUAAGAGGAGGCUUCAGUGACUGGUGCCCUCAAAGGCUCAGGAAUUUUGGGUUCCUGGUAGGGUCCUGAACCAUGUCUGCUAUCACCAGGAACCUGGGUAUUCCCUGUCUCUUGACUUCUUCAAAUAGAACCUUCCACCUCAUCCUACCUUUUCGCCAGUAAGAAAAAAGAGGCAAAGAAACAGACAAAGAUAGCUAAGGUCAUUCCUAGGUUUAGAAGUUCUGAGGCUGGGAAGCUUAAGGGCACCCUCUGCAGGCCCAGGGUACUAGGUUGAACUAGACCCUAGACUUACCCUGGAGGAAUUCAGCUCUCUCCUCCAGCCCUCAACCUGCCCUGCAAGGUCUGCCAGGUGAGUGACUCAAGUUUGCUGUGAGACUAGCCUGUGUAGCUGGCUUAUCCUGUAGUUCCUUCAUUUCCUCAUUCUCUGAGUUUUUAAGUACCUACUGUAUGCUAGGUGCUUUGUGGACUUAAUACAUAAUAGUGAACAGAAAUUGGGCCCUGCCUUCCUGAAGGUUACGGUGUUGUGAAGGAAAUGAGCAUGUAGGUUGAACUUGCCUUAGGUACAGAUAAUUCAAUAGCUGUACUCUUUUGGAUACUUUUGAGUUAUUAUUUUUAUUAAGUCUUCACUAUAGUCCAAAAAUAUAGACCUUUUUUCUUCCCUAAUCUUUGCCAGAGAAAACUGAGUCCCAGAAAGGUUAAGGAAGACCAAUCUGGGGCAGGACUUGAAUGUGUGCCUUGGGCUUCUGUACCCCAGAGCCCACAUUUUAGCAUUGUCUUCCCUCCCUGUGGGGGCCUGGGCAUCAGCUCUCAUGUGCGGAUCAAUGGAUCAAAGCCCCUAUUUGAAAAAGGGGGUCAGUUAAGAACACACAAUCCAAACUAGAAUUAGGGCCCACGAGUUCAGCCCAAGGUUCUCUCCACUGUGACUACAAAAUAAGUACUUUCUUUUACUGGCCUAGAAAAAGUUGCUUAGUUUCCACAUUACUGCGUCACAGGGGAAGCCACUCAACCAGAUGCAAAUGUUGAGAUGCUGGUUCUCAUCCACUGUGUUGUCGGCUGCAAGAGUCUUGCAGUCCAGAAACAGCAUACCUCUGGCGGCUGAGGGUCCAUGCUGUGGACUCUGCCCUUCCCUUCUAGCAGGGAGUGGGCAUUGGAGGGAACCCCACCCAAAGGGUCCUCUUCAUUUCAGUGUGAAGGAGUCUAGGAGGCAUAUACUCUGUCUUCCCCCCACUCUCUGUUUCUCUCUCUUUGUCUCUCUCUCUCUCUUUGCACUGUGUGGCCUCCCCCUUUGGAGGUGCAGAACUGUCUCUCCAACCUUGGUGUUGGCUGCCUGCUUGCACUGGCCCCUCUCUCCUGAUAUGUUAAUAAUAUUUGGAGGAAGCUUCAGGGACAGUCCCUGGCUCUGAACUUCAGAGUAGAAAAUGAAGUCCUUGUUUGGAGAAUUUUCUGUAGUGGGUGAUCAUGGUGGGGGCAGGGGGUGGGGUGGGAGUAGCAGGCAAGACAGAGGAUUUAUUUUAUUUUAAUUAUUAUUUUUGAGACAGAGUCUCGCUCUGUCGCCCAGGCUGGAGUGCAGAAGGCAGAGGAUUUAAAAGGGUGAGCAGCAACGCUCCUUCCCUCAGGAUAGCUGCUGGCCUUGCCCCCUCCUGCCCUGAGCUUGGCACGAGGGACAGUGCUGGGCACCAAGGAGUCCUGUAAUGAUAGGAAAACUGGCAACUGUUCUAGUUCCUGCUCUCAAGAACAGCCUCCCAGUGGCUGGUCCCAGAGGAGCUGGGAGGGGGCCAGAUGAUGACAAAUAACUUAAUCUACCUAAACUUUACAUGAAAAAAAAAAAAAAAUCCAAACGAGCCUCAAACCUCUGUCCAAGGUGGAGGGUAUCAGGGAGGACAGGACAGUGAGUCAUCAGAGGGACAGGCAGACUCCAUGUGGUUUGCUGUGACCUCCCCAUUGAAAACAUAAUAGCAUUUGACUUUUAUAAAUAUCAGAGGUGAUUUGUAUAGCAUUUCACAUUCUGUGCCAAGGAAUUUAACAUGAGAAAGCUCAGGCUCAAGAACGGCCGCGGAACGUCAUAGGCACUUUGGGAGGAGGGUCAUGUGCUGCUGUUUGUACAGUCAGUGCCCCAGCAUAGAUUUACUCUUGACCUAAUUUCAUGCUGUUACUAUAAAGGCAUAUUUGAUGCCUAAUAUAGAGUUUUAUUUUCCAAGCACAGGGCUCUCGGCUGUGCUGGAGCUGCUUGCUGUAGAGUAGGGAGGAACAACCCAGCCGUCUCCUGCUGGCCCAGACCAGCUAUUCUUUCUCUCCAUUGUUCACCCUAGUGGCUCCCAGGGCCCCUCUGGCCACCUUCUGGAGGGGCCCCCGAUACUCUUUUUUAAAUUAAUAAAUUUCAUUUUUUUAAGAGCAGCUUUAGGUUAUAGCAAAAUGGAAUGGAAAGUAUAGAGUUCCCACUGUACCCCCGUCCUCACACGCAAGUGCACAGCCUCCCCCACCAUCAACAUCCCACACCACAUGGGUGGUACAUUUGUUACAAUUGGUGAGUCUACGCUGGCACAUCAUUGUCACCCAGGGCCCACAGUUCACAUGAGGGUUCACUCCUGGUGGUGUACAGUCUGUGGAUUUGGACAGACGUGUAAGGACACGCAUCCACCAUUUUUGUAUCAUACAGAAUAGCCGCUUCACUGCCCUGAAAGUCCUUUGUGCUCUGCCCUUUCAUCACCCCAGCACAUUUUAUAUGAAGCAUCACUGCCCUGGACAGUGAUUUGAGGGGAUCAGUGGUGUUUGGCUCUUUUGGGAUUGGAGAAGGAGAAUUUAAGCAAGGCAGGUUUGGAUUAGAAAGGGCUGAAGCUCAUUUCCUCCACAGACAUCUUGAGUGUUUCUCGAUGCCAGACAUGGAUGCUCGGUCCUGGGAUAGGGAUUUUGGACAUGUAUGCUGGGACCUGGGACCGGGAUGCCAGACACGGAUGCUGGGCCCCGGGACGGGGAUGCCGGACAUGGAUGCCAGGUCCCGGGACGGGGAUGCCGGACAUGGAUGCCGCUGGGCCCUGGGACGGGGCUGCUGGACAUGGAUGCCGCUGGGCCCCGGGACGGGGAUGCUGGACAUGGAUGCUGGGCCCCGGGAUGGGGAUGCCGGCCAUGGAUGCCGCUGGGCAGUGGGCAGGACACAGACCUUGCCCUUCCCCGGCCUCCCACCCUAGUGGAAAUGUGAUUGCAAAUUACCAUUGGGGAUGUGGAGGCAGCAUGGUGUUUGGAAGCAAUAAUGAAUUAGGAUAAGGAGAACUAGGUUCUUAUCCUGGCUCUGCUAUGGACUUGCUUCAUAUGGGACAAAUGGCUUCGUUUCCUUGCUUCUCUCAAAGGUAGGGUGUAGGAAUUGGGCAAGAAAAGUGCUGUUUGGGGGGUUCUGUGGUUCCAAGGACAGCCUAAGAUUCUGAUCUUGCAUUGAUGGUCUGUAUUUUUCUCAACCUUAGUUUUUCACAUUUGUAAACUAUGAUUAAUAAUCAUAAUGGUUGCUGUAAGAACUACAUAAAACCAUACAUGUGGGGCCGGGCACGGUGGCUCACACCUGUAAUCCCAGCACUUUGGGAGGCCGAGGUGGGUGGAUCAUGAGGUCAGGAGAUCAAGACCAUCCUGGCUAACACAGUGAAACCCCGUCUCUACUAAAAAUACAAAAAAUUAGCCGGGCUUGGUGGCGGGCACCUGUAGUCCCAGCUACUUGGGAGGCUGAGGCAGGAGAAUGGUGUGAACCCGGGAGGCGGAGCUUGCAGUGAGCCGAGAUCGCGCCACUGCACUCCAGCCUGGGCGACAGAGCAAGACUCCGUCUCAAAAAAAAAAAAAAAAAAAGAAAGAAAAAAAAAAUCAUACAUGUGAAGCCCUGAGCCCUGGGAAGGAGGACUGAUGUAUGCAUAAGUGGUAGCUGCUUGCUACUGUUAUUUUUAGAGGCCUGCAGUUUCUGUCCCUCACCAGUUGACAAGAAUUCCUCCACUUUAUUUAGUAGCUUAUUCAGUAACAGUGUAUUAAAUACCUACUGUGUCUGAAGAAGGGAUUAAAGAUGAAGAUCUUUUGCCUCUUAAAAACUGUUCUAGAAAUUGGAGGGGAAGGAUAGAGUCUGAUCUUUGAGGACUAUUAUUCAGAACGUGGUCUGUGCCCAGCACUGUGGCUUUUUAUGUAUGGUCCAAUAUAGUCAUCAGGACACCACUAAGGGGGGCUUCACCGUCUGCAUCACUGAUGAGGAAUCACAGGCUCAGAGAGGCUUAAAUAAUACGACUCAUCCAGUGGCAGGACUGGGAUUCCAGGUUGGUGUUUUCUUGGGGUGGUCUGGCGGGACUCACCGUCCUCACUGGUCUGAGUUGCCCCUUCACUCUCAGAAUUGUCCCCACAUCCGAGUCGUGAAUAAUCAACCUCAGUUCUUGAUCUCGGGUUUCCACUCGUCUCCCCUCGUGCCCAUGCUCAGCCCCUCAAGCUUCUCCUUUAUCCCUCUCUCUCCCACUAUCCACUCCUGUGUUUCCUCUCUGACUUCUCACCCUUCUCCUUAGUGACGCCAUGGCUGCCCGAUGACAGAAAGGAGUUAAUAAAAACCAAUGUGUAACUGAAACUUGAAAGGCCAUAAAUCGCCUUGUUUUUUCUAGGAUGUUGGUAGCAUUUUGAUUUAAUAGUUGGACAAACACAAGGGCCUAUUUUAUUCAGAGUUUACAGGCCUCAAGGCUGUUAUUCCUCCAAAGUUAAUAGCAUUGAAAUUGCAGGGUUUGCUAUAAUUUGCCUAUCGCUUUCUGCUCCACCAUUGAUGUUUAUUGUCAGCGGGAUGGAAUCUCAAUCCGACUCACUUAGAUAACAUGUCUGUUAAACAUUUAGAUAAUUGUACCAUCAUUAACUUGUCACAUUAUUUUAGAGAUUCAAAACAGAGGCAGGGUAAGUAGAGGUACCCAAAGGGAGUGGAGGUGGGAGGAGGGGGAGGAGGAGGAGGAGGAAGAGACAACGUCUUCUGAGUUAGACAGCCAGGAGAGGAGAAAGUUCAUUGCACACCUUGGCAUCUCUUUGGAGGUAUCUAAGUUAAGGAGGUACGUGCCACCAAGCCGGGCCCAGGGUUGCUCCCUGAGGAAUCCGGGGACCAGUGUCUCAACCACCGACCGCCGUGGCAGUAGGGCCUGUUAUCAGCAGGCCCCUGAGACAGUGUGGCCAAUGCUCAGAAACCCUUGGCGUUUCAUCCCCGACUUUGGCCUUUAUGUACCAAAGUUUCUAAGCUUUCCUUAGGGAUGCUGAUUGCAACAUUAUUUGUAAUUGCAAAGCAAUGAGAAUGACCUAAAUAUCCAAAAGUAAGGAAUCUGUCAAUGAUGGUAUGGAAAGAUGUCCAUGAUGUUUUGCAUGAUAAAAGCUGGUUAGAGAAAUCAGGUUAUAUAGUGUGGUCCCAUUUCAUAUAAAAUACUAAAGCCACCCUAUAAGACUCUGUAAUGCUCUAUACCUGUUAACAAUGAUUAUCUUUAGAAGUGGGAUUAUAGGGCAAAGGUGUUCUACUUUCUGCUUUAUCUAUUUUUGAGUAAUAAUAAUGAUGAUUUACAAGCACAUAUCACUUACAUAAUUUUAAAAAUUAAAGUCACUUUAUAAAUAAGAAAAAUAUCACCUUCAAGUCUCAUUCUGUGUAUGGAAGGAGGACUUCUAAAAAGAAAAGGCUGCAAGUACAAAUAAAUGAGUUUUGGGAGCGCUCAUGGACAUCAGUAUCUCAGCCACACUGGCAGGUGCCUCAGUUUCCCACUGUUAGGACAGAUAAAUGCCAGAUGGAGAAUGCAGCACAGGGGAAUGGGCCUGUGCCAGCACUCAGAGGUCAGGGCUGCUGUCUUGUUCACUAUGGGCCUGACGGAGGAAGUGAGUAAGAAGAGAGCUUUUUCUUACACCGACAUAAGGACUGAGGUCACACCUGGAGGGGGUGACAGAGGCCACAAAUAAGAAUGAGCUCAGCUGGAAGUGGGAGUGACUCCCCAUGUGGGAGACUUGGGGAUCAAUUAAAUACCAACAGUAGUGGGGCACUGAGCUUGGAAUACAAAACUGCCCUCGAGAAAUAACGGGGUGUUUGCUCCCUGUUCCCAUGGUACCACGAGGUCGCAGAGGUGACUACAGUGCUGUCCAUCUGGCUUUGGACACUGUUAUCUCCUGCAUUCCCAGGGCCUUCUGUGUGACCUGGACGAGAGAACUGUCACUAUUGCCUCUCUCCAAUCUGUGUGUGCCCCAGUGACACAGGCAAUAGGAAAAAUGUUUCCCCAACUGUACCGUAAAUAAUGCAGAUAUUUGGGCGUGGGAGAAACAAAUAAUAUCAAUAUUUUAUAGACUGUAGGCUAAAUAAUGUAUAUAUUUAGAAAAGCAGCUUAAAUAUUUCAUAUGCUGCAGUGAAGAUUCCUGCUUAGAGGCAUAAUUUGGGCUGGUGAGGGCUGUGAGUUAAGGAUGCAGUCCUGCGGAGCCCCGGGGUGAGGGGGCAGAGGGGAAUGCAGUAAAAGUGUGUGUGUGAGAUUGGAGUGUGGCAAGGACAGGCAGGUAUCACUUAUUUGGAACCCAAGUAGUUGGAAGUUUCAGAUUUUUUUUAACUAUCCUGUGCUCUUUUUGUUUUUAAUGUGGGAGAGAGACAAAUGACAACCUAAUAACAAGAAUUUAUUUUCAAAAAGUAACUUCCAACCCAAGAGAAUUGAAAAUGUGUCCACAUAAAAACUUACUCAUGAACAUUCAUAGCAGUGUUGUUCACAAUAGCCAAAAGGUGGAAACUACCCAAUUGCCUAUCAGCUGAUGCACGGAUAUACAAAAUGUGGUAUAUCCAUACCAUGGACUAUAAUUUGGCCAUAAAAAGAGUAAAAUAUUGAUGCAUGUUACAGCAUGGAUGAACUUUGGAAAUCCCGUGCUAAGUGAAACAAGCAAGACAUGAAAGGCCAUGAAUUAGAUGAUUCCAUUUAUGUGAAAAUGUUCAGAACAGAGAGCUCUAGACAGUUAGUAGAUUAGUGGAUGCCACAGGCUUGGGGAAAAUGAGAAGUGACUACUAAUGGGUAUGUGGUUCCUUUUUGGAGUGAUGAAGAUAUUCUGGAAUUAGAUAGUGGUGGUGAUGGUAUUCAGCUUUAUGAAUACAUUAAAAACCAAUAAAAGGGCCGGGCACAGUGGCUCAUGCUUUGGGAGGUUGAGGCAGAAGGAUCACUUGAGCCCAGGAGCUUGAGGCUGCAGUGAGCUUUGAUGGCACCACUGUACUCCAGGCUGGGUAACAGAGCAAGACCCUGCCUGUUAAAAACAACCCCCUCCACCCCCGCAAAAACAACAACAACAAAAACAUUAAAAGGGUGGAAUUUUAUGGUAUAUGAAUUAUAUUUCAAUUAAAAUAAAAAACAACUUUCAGGUAUGUUGUUGGUUCUUACAGACUUAACCCAACCUCCUAUACCUGCGGCAUCACAGGACUGCAGGUAACGCUUUGCAUCAUAGUGACCAUUCAGACAGUGCGGGAGACUGUGGCACCUUUAGAAUCAUUCUAUUCACAGAAGGCAGCAGGGAGUAGGGGUGGCUCUGGGAUGCCUCCUUGCCCUCCCCAUUCCUCCAUUUUCAGAAACAGGAAGGAAGGAUCAGGUCUGAACUCGGAUCUGGUGAAGUAGUGAGUCCGACAUCUGCAAAGUCAGGAGGAGACGGGGUAGUUGCGUCUGUGUAGAUUUCUAGAAGAAAAGCCAGCCAUCAUCUGGCCUGGGAGGAGUCACUCUUGUCAAAAGCAAGACAUGGAUGGUAUUGACCCAGGCACCCCAUUUUAAGAAAAAUCAUACCUGUAAUACGGCUUCAGUGUGGGGAAAUUAGAAAAUACUUACAAACAAAAGAAAUAUGUUCUCUGUGUCCCAUUAUCUUUUUUUUUUUUUUUUCCGAGACAGUCUUGCUUUGUCUCCUAGGCUGGAGUGCCAUGGCACGAUCUCGGCUCACUGCCACCUCUACCUUCCGGGUUCAAGCGAUUCUCCUGCCUCAGCCUUCACAGGCAUGCACCACCACGCCCAGCUAAUUUUUGUAUUUUUUAGUAGAGAUGGGGUUUCACCAUGUUGGCCAGGCUGGCCUCAAACUCCUGACCUCAGGUGAUCCACCCACCUCACCCUCUUAAAGUGCUGGGAUUACAGGUGUGAGCCACCACACCUGGUCUCAUUUUUCUUUUAUUCACAAAUGGGGCUAUGAUAUUCAGUGCAUGCUGUUUUGUAAUCUGUGAUUUGCCUACCAACAGACCUAUGUCUUGAUGAUCAUUUUAAUGGUUUCCCAGUGUUCUCCCUAUACCCAUUCGUUUUUUUCUCCCCAUGAUCUCUGAUGUUCCUUAGUUGUGCACCAGGGACCAGACCCUGUAUCCAGAGGACCUUCCAGGGGCUCCAGGAAGGAGUGGCUGACAGAGAUGCAGCUCUUUACCACCUCUCACCUAUUGCUGCUUCUGUCAACAAGAUAAACUGGGCCCACCAAGCAGUUUUGCAGUAGCUGUUUACUCGACCAUCCCAGGCAAGCUUGAGAUGCUGGGAACAUAUCCAUUCCCCACAUUCAGUCUUCUUAGAAACUGUUUCCCUUUUGGUUUUCUCUAGGCUUGCAAGUGGUCACUCGCCCUGAGUUGGAUUUGGGCAGGUAAUUUACUUCCGCUACUAAUUUAACGAAUGGCACUGCCCUGAGGUCGGGCAGACUAAGGAAAAUAUAGGCAUCAAUUCAUUUGCCACGUUAAAAGCCAGAGUUAAGUAACAAGUUAAGCAUCUCCAUACAUUAAGUAUCCCAGGCCCAACUAGGGAAGAUUUCCUGGAGCUGAUGAGCCCCAACCAGGCAUUAGGAAAAAGGCAUUUAAAAAAAAAAUUUUGGCCGGGCACGGUGGCUCAUGCCUGUAAUCCCAGCACUUUGGGAGGCCGAGGUGGGCGGAUCACGAGGUCAGGAGAUCGAGACCAUCCUGGCUAACAUGGUGAAACCCCGUCUCUACUAAAAAUACAAAAAAAUUAGCCGGGCGUAGUGGUGGGCGCCUGUAGUCCCAGCUACUCAGGAGGCUGAGGCAGGAGAAUGGCGUGAACCCGGGAGGUGGAGCUUGCAGUGAGCCAAGAUCGCGCCACUGCACUCCAGCCUGGGUGACAGAGCGAGACUCCAUCUCAAAAAAAAAAAAAAAAAAAAAAAAAAAUUCUUCUCUGAACCUUAGGAGAAGUUAGCUAACAGAGGGAUUGUAGGUUUGGGUCAGACGCAGUGUUCCCUGCCCUCAGUAGGAGAAGAUCCAUUACAGAUUGGAAAUGACUUUGUCUCUUAAGUGUGCAUUGUCAGAUGGGACGCACGUUCCCCUCAACCAAACAAAUAUAAAAUGCUUCCAGCCUCUGCCUCGGAUUUUCUAUUACUGUUUCACAGGACUCCAGAGAGUUUUAAGAUAGCAAUUUGAUUAAGCUUAUGGGGAAGAUCCCAUCAGAUAACAUUCUUUUUCUGCAGGUAGAGAUAGUGUGUUCAAGUAUUAAGUAUGUUUUAAAGGUAAUUAUCUUUUCCAUAUUCAUUUUAGUUACAGGAAUUGACAAGGGGGAGACUCUGCAUCUGAAAGCUGCCCCUUGGGCCCUAGAGUCACUCUGACUGCUCUCCUCUGGGGAACACACUUGAGGCUUUUGACAAGUGAAUGAGCACCGAGGGUUUUUCUAUUUUGAAAUGGCUCGGGAUCCCCUGUCUCCAGACAAGUGAUCUAGAGGGCAAGGUCUUGGCCACUGACCUCAUCUGGCUCCCUAGCUUAGAUUCCUUGUUCUGGGACACCCACUGGGCUCCAAAUCCUAGGAUCCUGGAUGUCAAGAGGGAGGCUGGCUGCUACUCAGAAAGAGGACUUGUCUCAUCUAGUACCGAGUCAUGGUGCCAUAUCGCCAACCUUUCAAAAGUAGAGUCUGGAAUUGCCAUUUACAUAUACUGAGCCCAGUGUUGGGGUGUUUUCACAUCGGGAGACACUAAUUAGGGUCCUAGAAUUCUAAAAUCUGUAGACUCCUAGACUGCAGAACUGUUGCAAGGGGCCUUAGGGAGCAUGAUGCUGAGCUUCAGAGGGGUUCUGUGAUUUGUCUGGGAUCACACAGCAGGCUGGAGAGACACACUGUGGGCUAGAACCCAGGGAUCCCUGGUCUUAGACCACUGCUUCUGUCCCUCUACCCACAACCCUGUGCCAUCUCCAGAAAAGCUCCUCUUUCCCUUUCCUGGAAAUCCCCAGAGUAGGAGAUUCUGCCCCCAGGCAGCCCUCCUUGGCCAUCUGUGAGUCAGGGUCUGCACCAGGGCUCUGUAUGGGCCUGAGGAGCCCCCAUAGCAAGCCUGAUGCUGCUGGCCUGGAGUUCCUCAAACCUCACUUUGCCUGCUAGCUGUGCUGUUCUAAGCAUUCUGUACAUUUUUACAAAAUAGAAAAAUUAGGGCUCAGCCCGCUUUGAGAAAGCUAACUAUUGCUAGGGAGGAAAACAUACAUAUCUAAAAAGAUAAGUAAUAAAACAAGGCAAUUGGAUGUGAUAUACCUGCACUAAGAAUUCAGGAGUGAUGUUUUUAGGUUCCCCAUCCCUUUGUCUGCCCAAAAUCCAGUCUGCUGUGGCUAGACACCUAUGGCUUCUGCAUACAGCAUUUCCCCCAUGUUACUUCUCUGUCUGAUCUCAGGUGCCCUUGGUUUGACAGCUGCAGCUUGUUGGUCUGAAGGCAAGUGACACUGGGAAAGGACCCUAGUGAGAGGUUUAUCACAUAAGACCCCAGGAUGGCGGCAUGCUCUGUUUUUGAACAACUGCCUCGUUCCUGUAAGACAAAGGUGGCAAUGGAGGGUGGAUGCAGAGUUGAUGGCUGCAGCCCAAGUUUUGGUGCUUGGCCUCAUGUGUUACAUCCUAGGUAAGGAUGUCUCUGCCAUCUUAACACCCAUACCUGCUCUUGCGUCUCUCUCUCUUAUCCUUCAAAGGAUCCUCAUUGUCUUACCCCAGCUAUACAGUGAAAUCAUUUAGAGGAACUUUAUGAAAAAAAUGUAUUAAUAGCAAGCAAAGGCUCCCACCUCAACCCGGAUGAAUCAGAACCUCCUGCAUGGGGCUCAGACAUGGAUGUAUUUUCAAGCUCCCCAGGAGAUUCCUAUGUAUAACCAGGGUUUAGAAUUUCCAGAUGGGAUAAGAUUAGACUCUACUGCAUGGCCCAGAAGGUUCCUCACAAUCAGAGUCACAGGCUUCAUCUUUUGUCACCCCCUAUGAUGCAUGUACACUGAGCCACUUAGAAUUUCCCAGACUCUCCUGGCUGUUUUUCUUCUCCAUGCAUCUUCCACUAACCCCCACACUCUCAUGUGUCUUGUCUGCCUGAUACACACACACACACACACACACACACACACACACACACACACACACACAUUGAGGCAGAGUUUCACUUUGUCACCCAGGCUGGAGUGCAGUGGCAAGAUCUCAGCUCACUGCAACCUCCACCUCCUGGGUUCAAGCGAUUCUCCUGCCUCAGCCUCCUAAGUAGCUGGGAUUACAGGCAUGUGACACCACACCCAGAUAAUUUUUGUAUUUUUAGUAGAGACAGGGUUUCACUAUGUUGACCAGGCUGGUCUCGAACUCCUGACCUCAAGUGAUCCUCCUGCCUUGGCCUCCCAAAGUGCUGGGAUUAGAAGUGUGAGCCACCACGCCUGGCCUUGCCUGCCUGGUAUUAAUAGAGUCUUCUCAGCUCAUUUGUCUUCUCUAUGACACCCUUUUCACAGUUGACCCUCCUUCUGGUCUCCAGCACCAUAGAUGUACACCACUUGCCCUUAGCUAUCUUGCCACUCCAUGAGUUAGGGUGAAGAUUGAACCACCUUGGGGACUUGGGCCUUUCUACUGUGUUAGUUCAAAUAAUCAUUCAAUAAAUGUUUAUUGCAUGAUUAAUCAAAAACAGAAAAGGGAGCUUCCUGAUUAGAAGCAGGAAUGAAGAAUCUGUUCUUGUCUGGCUUCAGAUUUUUGCUCUUCACUUGCCAGGUGAAGGACCUUGAAAGAGUCACUCAACCUUUGCAAGUCUCAGAUUCCUUGUCUGAAAAAUUAGGACACCAUACCUGCCCUUUAUACCUCAAAAAGGGAUGUGAGGACCAAAAUGGUCUUAGAACAGGGUAGGGUCUUUGCAAGCAGUAAAGCAUGAUUCAGAUGUAAGGUGAUGUCAUUGUGAUGUUUCCUCUUGCUGUGGGCUCUGGCUUCAAGGUGCCCUGCAAUGCCAAUGCACCCCAGUCUGUGCCCUCUGCACAGCCUCCCAUCCCAGCUUUUCUGGGCCCUUUUCUUCCGUUGGCUUCUUUUAUCUUGCACCUCCCUUGCUCUCUCCCUGCACGUACCGCCACCACAAAUGCUGUGCAAGAGCAAGUUAACCACUAUUGUUUUGAAUGAUAGAGAAAAUAAUGAGGGAAACAGACUGGUCCAUUCAGUGAUUAAGUAUUCAGUGUUAGGUGGUGGGCAGAAGUUAGGAAGAGAGGUAUCUUAAGGUUUUUGAUUCGGCGUCAUCCGAAUGGGUCAAUGAGACAGAUUCCACAGGCAAACCAUUCCAGUUCCAUAACCUCUAGAGUAGAAAGUUUCAGAAGGAAGAGAUUCCCCAAACUGUGUAAUUCCCUUGUAAAUCUCGUUCAUCCAAUGGGAUUUGAGAACCAACCACUUGUGCAGGUGCCCGCAUCCGAAGAUAACUUGCCCCCAGGAGACAGCAGAUAAGAAGAGGGCAGAGACAAAGGAGGUCUCUUUGUGGCUUGCAUCAUGGAUGCAGAAAAGGUGGAUAACCCAACUCUGGUGGGGUGAGUGGGCAGGGAAGGUUUGGAAGCAGGAGGGGGAGACACUCAAAGCUGCUUUGGGGUGCACUUAUUUUGUGUGCUGGAGAAGGAUUUGCUGGCCAUUUCUUGUGAAAUAAACUUUUUUGUGUAUGCAUGUGUAUGUAGGCUGUUACUAAUCCCGUUCCUUUCUUGAUCUACUGUUUUUCAGGUUAGUGGUGUCUGGGAUUUGUGGAGGGAGGAAGGAUAUAAAAGGGCAAAAACAGGAGACCCCGGUGCCUGGAUUCAGAGCCUUCACAUUCCGGAGAUCCCCAGAGGCCCCUCUCCCCAGACCCUUCAGCUCCAGAAAGCCAUUGUGCUCCCUCCUGGCCUCUGACCCUGAGGCUCUGGGAAGCAGCAGGUUGUUGACACUUGGACAAUCAUUUCUUGCAAGGCAACUGCCUCCCUGGGGGGCUCUCCUCUGCCUUAGGGUGGUGACUAUUCCCCCAACCAGGGUUAAGGAAGAGAAAAAUUAACUGUUGGUCAGAGCAGGAGGCAAGGAUAGAGAAUCCUCAAUUUCAGGCCCCCAGGCAUGUUCACCCCUCUCUCACUUGCCACUUCAGGAGUACACCAUAGCCCAGGGAUAAGCUUCAGGAAAAUGGGUUUGAGAGAGGCAUUUCUGAUCAGAGUUCCUUCUGGCAUCCUGCUGUGGGUCUCAUGUUUGUUGAGGGGACCCCAUAUUUCUUCAUGAAGGAUAUCUGUAUGUCUGCUACAGUCUCAGGAAUGCAGCCACAGGAACAAAGAAAUUUCUAGCCCUGAUGCUGCUACUUAUUAGGAGCAAGACUUCAGACAAGUUGCUUGUCCUUUCAGAAGCUUGGUUUCCUCAUUGGUAGAAGAGGGUCAAAAAGCCACUUGCCCGGUGAGCCUGCUGAGAAAAGCAGAUGAAGGAGGCGUACUUUGCACUCUGUGAAACAUUGCAAAUGUGCGGGUUGAUCAUUAAUGUUUUCUCUUACAGCCAAAGCUAGUGUGUGUGUGUGUGUGUGUGUGUGUGUGUGCGCGCGCGCGCACGCGCGCACAGUUUGUGAGUGUCGGGUUCCCAAGCAUUUACUCUCUUCUCUCCUUUCUAGGACAUUUCAGGAAGCAUUAUUCAAAAGCCGGUGGGGUGGGACAGAGGGACUAUUAAAAUUUUUAAGAAUCACCUUGCAUUUCUUUCACUUUGGUCUUAAUAAUAAAUAACUCUAACCCUGCAGCCAGGAGCUGGGAUGUUCUGUCCAAAUUAGCACAAAUCUCUGUCUGCAGCAGCCGAGCAUCCCCGUUCAGUGGGCGGGAUCAGUACCAUUUCCCCAGCAAUGAGAAAAAGCCCUCUUGCUAAGCUACAGAAAAAUCUCCCUUGUGCUUUAAUUUUGGAAGAAGCGGAUUAGUGUGGCCAUAUUUAACCUUUGACCCUGAAACAAAAGCAUUAUCAAAAUUAUUUACCAAGAGCGUCUGUCUUCUUCUCCUCACCCCCACUUCCCUGUUUGCCGGGGCUAGUUUAGAAUCUUGGUAAAGUUCUUCAGAGCAAGAGCAAAAUUUUGGAAGGCGAUCGUUACCUUAGAGACAUCCCAGGCCUGGUGUUCACUGCCAGGGCUCUUGGGAUCUAAGGUGGGUUAAAGGACAGCGAUGAGAAUCUUAUACCACAGUGGGGUUCAAAAUUUGUGAGUUGGAUGUAAAAACUCUUUCUCCUCUGAAACUAGCCUAGUUUCUGGCUGUCUUGGAGAUUUAACUAUUCAGAUGAUAUGUUGAUUUUUGUUUUGUUUUGUUUUAAAGAUGGAGUCUCACUCUGUCGCCAGGCUGGAGUGCAGUGUCUUGAUCUUGGCUCACUGCAACCUCCGCCUCCUGGGUUCAAGCGAUUCUCCUGCCUCAGCCUCCCGAGUAGCUGGGAUUAUUACAGGUGUGCACCACCACACCUAGCUAAUUUUUCUAUUUUUAGUAGAGACAGUGGUUUCACCAUUUUGGCCAGGCUGGUCUCAAACUCCUGACCUCAGUUCAUCCACCCUCCUUGGCCUCCCAGAGUGCUGGGAUUACAGGCAUGAGCCAAGUGAGUGACCUAAAAGUGCAGAUUGAUUUCUACCUUCUUCUCCUUCCAGGCAGACUUGGUGGUGUGGGGUGGAGGUAUAUCUAGACCUGAGCCAUUUCUGUGGGUUUAAAUCUCAUCUUCCCUGUCAUUAACUGUCACUGUGGCCUUGGACAAAUUAUUUGAACUCUGAGCCCCCCACCUACCUUCCUUAUCUGUAAAAUGGGCAUAGCAAUAAUAGUGCCCGCCUCCUAGAGUUAUUUUUGAGGAUAGAUAACAGGAUACACAUGAAGUGCUUACUGUGGGGUUUGGUGCUUACUAAGUGUUGAGCCAGUACUAACUACUGUUACCACAGUUGUUACCAUUGUCAUCAGUAUCAUCCUUAUUGAUUCUUCGUCACUUCCCCAGGUCCUGGUUGGCUCCCUUCCCCCUCCCCCGCAUUGGGGUGUUAUUGGCGACCUGCCCCAUUUCCUGCUUGUCCUCUGCCCUCACCUUCUUUGCAGUGAUUUUCAGAGUCCCCGUUUGCGUUCGCAGUGGGGAGUUUGACUUCAUUUCAUACCAGGAAGGCCAGCUUGCAGUGGGGGAUUGGGAGGGCAAAGCGCUUUAUAAGCUCGCGAUGAAAGCUGUAAAACGAGAUGGUCAAGGAUCUGGCCAGGCCUGGUUCGGGAUUAUGGCCGGCCCCUGGAAUGCUGAGGGGGGCCUCUUUUAAGAAGCCAGUGUCUAUUUACAGUGUGUCUCUCAUAAACCCCAACGCUGGGGCGAGGGCAGGGGGACUCGCCCUCCUGGCAUGUGAUUGAUUAUCUGGUAUUUAUGCCAUUGAGGACUUGUCAGCGGUCUGGGGUCAAAGGGUCAUCUCAUGUGUCUUGCCGCCAGCCCACCUCCUUUUGUACAGUGUGGACCGGGCGAGCUGUGCACAAAACAGCUUUUUCUUUUCCUUGGGAAAGGGGGGAUGGGGAGGGGGGAGUGUCAAUGAAAUUUUUUUUUCAGCCUUUUCUGAAUAGUGUUCUUUAAAUUCUAAAGAACUUUUAAUUAAAAGUAGCAGGAAAAUUCAUCUUGAGAAGGUUUAACUUACCUUAACAGAUACUUUUGUGUCCCAAGAAGCUGGGAGUGACUUUGAAAGAAAGAAAGAAAGAAAGUAAGGGGCUUUGUUGUGCCUCUCCCCCUCCCCCAGGCAUUUUCAAAGUUUCCUGGAGUUCUUGUCCACUCCUGUCUGGUGUGGACCCUGCUUGGGAAAGCAGGAAGGGAAGAGGUCAUUCUUCUCCUUUAACAUAGCCACACAAAUUUAGAAAGGGACUUGGGGAUUCUCUGCUCCAAUUUUCUCCUGUUAUAGAUGAAGAAACUGAGCCUUGACAGGUGAAAAGACUUCGCUAUAGAGUCACACAGCUACACAGUUGCGGAGUCAGGCACUGGGCUCUGAUUCUCUGUAUUUCCUAGUGCUCCUUUGAGCAUGCCAGGUUGCUUCCCGAAGCUGCUUUGGAUGCCAAGUGAAGAUAAAUGUAAUGAUACCUUUGCGUUGUUCAGUCCUGGAUGUUUGAGACUUGGGAACCACUCUUAAAUUCCUUGGGCUGGAAGCAUCCCUGAGGGACCACCUGGCUUAUCCCCCCCAUCCCCCAUCGCCUGCCUCGGAGCAGGCAGUCCGUGCUCACGUGUGCCGGAGGAAUUGCUAUGGGUCCCUUUUCUAAAAAUCUGCAGAGGAAGUCUCUAUGUUUUCUGCUUGGUAGAAAAUGCCAGCACCCCUCCCUCAACCUUCAUCACUGGAUGGUCUGGACAUCCUUCUGAACAGCUGACUUUGUUUCUUCCUUCUGUGGCUCAGGAGUGGCCCACCCAUGGAAGCUUGUCUGUCUGUUCCCCCAUCCCCCCGACCCCCUGUGUGCCCACAGGGGGCCAUCCAGAGCUGUGACUGGCCAGGACACCUCAGUCUACUGUGCUGCUCCACCAUGGCCUGGCUGCUGUAGGGAAACAUUGUCCCUCUUAACUCUCACCCAGGCUUUUGGUGACGUGAGGCCUUGAUGAAAUGCUUUGCCCAUCGCUUCCAACUCAUUGAACCAAGGUGGACACUGGGCAGAGAAAUCAUUUGCCAAGAGAUAGGUAUUUGUAGGACUCGCAUAAAUUCACGUGUGCUGUAUCCUGUUGUUUGUCUUCUCCAUCCCACCACCUCCUCAUUUAAAAAAUGCAAUACAAAGAAUUGUCUUCUAAAGAAUAGCUUUAGAAAUCCUCAUUCCUUUCCAUUCCCUCCAUUCCCAUUCACAUUAAAUUAGCGAAUGCUAAUUUGGACUGAUAGGGCACCACUGUGAAAAAGGUGUGAAGAAAGAUCUGCUUCUUGCUCAUGGGAGGAGACCCCAGCAGUAAUUAGAUUCUCACUGAAGUCACUGGGUGCCACAAACUGUGCCAGUGCUUACCUCAGACUGUGUUAUUUGGUCCUCAUAUUAACUUUCCACGAUGAACAUUCCUGUGUCCAGAUGAGGAACAUCAGGGCUAGACAUAGGUAGCCUUCUCUGGGGUAUAAUUUGCUUUAAGCUAAGUAGUAUUAAACAUGUUAAACAGGUCAUCUCUUUGAAUCCACAUAAAAUCCCUGUGAGACAGGGAUUGUUGUUAUCCUGGUUUUAGAUGAAACAGGCACAGAGGAGUUAAGUAACUUACCUGAGGUCACACAGCAGUAGUAAGUGGUGAAGUGGGGUUUGAUCCACCAUGAAUGACUGCAGAGUUCACACUUGAACUACUUGCUGCUCCACCUCUUUAAGUUGUAGAGCUUCCUGAUGCUGGCGCUCAUGUUUUGUUUUGUCUUUUCCUACUAUUCUGACAUAAAUCUGCUGGGGAGACACUAUAUAUAGACAUAUAUAAAUCAGCCAGAGACCAGCAAAAGGUCACUGUGUAAUCAGAUGCCAGCCUGGGUGGUGCGUGGAGAGGAAUUUAGAGAAGGAAUAUGUUAACGAGGACACAGUAUUUAGUCUCAUGUCUGGACCCCCAUAGUAAGGGGACAGUGCCUUACUCAUCUUUCCAUCUCUGGGACCUAACUCAAGGCCUGGUACACAUUAGAUGUUCAAUAAGUACUGAUUAGAUUACUGGGAAAGAGUUAGUAGGGGAGAUGGGACUUGAAGUUUUUUGAAAAUGAUAUUAAUAACUGUGACAGUUAUUUGUGAAGUUUUUUGAAAAUGAUAUUAAUAACUGUGAUAGUUAUUUGUGAAGUUUUUUGAAAAUGAUAUUAAUGGCAUUACCUUUUAUGGCAUACUGGCCAGGUACUCAGCUAAGUUUAUUAUUUAGUUGUAUUAACUCUCACAGCAGCCCUAUGGCUAUUACGAUCCCUGGAGUAAGCUUAGGCUGAAGAGAGAUUCUAUAUCUUGCUGGAGGAUUUAAAGUCUCAGGGUGGUUGGUGUUAUUUGGGGGCUUUUUUUUGGCUUUUUUUGUUGUUGUUGUUUUGAGACAGGGUCUUGCUCUGUCGCCCAUCCUGGAGUGCAGUGGCGCAAUUUUGGCUCACUGCAAUCUCCGCCUCCCGGGUUCAAGCGAUUCUCAUACUUUAGCCUCGUGAGUAGCUGGGACUACAGGCAUGCGCCACCACAUCCGGCUAAUUUUUAUAUUUUUAGUAGAGACGGAGUUUCGCCAUGUUGGCCAGCCUGUGGUGGUUUGUUUGUUUGUUUGUUUUUUCUUGAUUUUGAAAUUUUUUUUUUCCUAAAGCAGAGAAGAAGGCACAAGUGAAGGAGAAAAGGCAGACGUGAGCGACGAUGGCAGAAAGUCUGCUCAAUUGGGGUGGAGGGAUUUGGAAGCCAGAGAGAGGAGCUUAUCUUUUUUUUUUUUUUCCUGCUUAUAGGUGGAAGUUGCUUCUUUAAUAUAAAGAUUUCUGGAUCUAUGAGGUUAACUGUGUCCAGUUAAUUGAAUUUAUAAUUCAGCACCACAACGCUGAAAAGAAUUGUUUUUUAUGUCCCUUAAUGAGUGCUAUAAAAACAAGUGGUGAAUCUAAUUUUACGAAUGUUCCUUUAUGACUUACCUGAUAACUAGUAGUUGUUCAACACAAAGGACACAUAACUCAGUCUGGACCUACACUGGCUGCCUGCCGUAAAAUAACUUGUUUUAGAAGUUGGCCUUCUUGCUUCUCUUGAGUGGCCCAGGGAUUCACUUGUUCCCUUCUCUGCUCCCUCUUCUCAUUGAGGAUCAGGCUCGGGUUCUUCAUUCUGGAGGAUUGAGAUGGGUUACCUUCCCUGCCAGUCCAGGAUGAUCAAGACCUCACAUCUCAUUGGCUCUUUCCAAAAAGGGGAAGGGAAAGAUAUGGCAGCUCAUUCAGAUGUCUCUCUGGUACAGCAUAUUGCUUCUACCUAGAAGUUGCCUGGUGUGCUAGGAAGAAAAGAGAAAUUAAGAGAAAGACUCCUUUUGUCUUUACCCUACAACGAGAGGUAAAGAGCUGUACAGCCUCAGCAGCCGCAUUAGGUUAGACAUUGGUGAGAACUUCCUGAGUUGCAAAGAUGUUCCUAAGAGAGACUGAUAACUGUCCAUCUCUAGAGCUGCUUCAGUUGUGAGUGGGCACAUAUAUAGAUGCCCUUAUCUUUUUAUAGCUUUUGUCUUUUUUUAUGUUUUGAAAGUUUAAUUUGAAUUAUUUUGUGAUUACAGAUCUUACAGGUAGAUGUUGGGUACAAAAUUCAGGCAUUCUCUGAUGGCUAUUUGAGAAAGGUUGGCUGUUCCCAUCUGCAAUAGUCAGGGGCAGGAGCCUGGACUCACAGGCCAGUACAGCACUCAGGGAGACAGCCUAGAAAUGGAAGGGCUUUUGGAGGAGGGAAGCUCUUGAACAGAGCAGACAGGGUAGGGGUGUGGGAGCGUUGAUGAAGGAAGGCCAAGAUAAGGCUGUGGUUUCCAUUUGUUACCACCUCUCCCGCUUAUCUUGAGUGAGAACAGGCCCUACAGCUCUGAGCGAACCUUUCCAUGGGGCUGUUGAGCUGUGAAGAGGAAAUAUACGAGCUCUCCUAUCCUCUCUUCCCAGUGCACCCUUUCCCUUGCACACACAGGCACCUGUAAAGGCUGCAGCUUUGGUCUAUUGGAUGGGUGGGGACAAAUGCAGAAGCGUCCCUGUUCUGGGUGCUGAUUACUUCCUAGCAGAGCUGGGGGGUGGACUGGCACAUUUGUCGUUCAUGAGCUGAGUCUUACCUCUGCUGGCCUUGUGCUCAGACUGGCUGGUGGGCCAUCUUCUGCCUUGUCCCACCCUUACUAGGCUGAUAAAUUGCUGUUCCGGUCAACGGGGCUCUGACCCAGCCCUUAUCUUUGGUCAGAAGGAGGCUGGGUGACAAGGACAGGGGGAGGGGCUGCUGCACAAGCCCAGCCUUUGGACACUGGUAACCUUUUGUGGGGGAAUGCACACCCAGCUGGUUUGGGGCCCAGAGGAACAUUCUGGCAAGACAGUGCUAUCAGCCUAAACUCAUCACACCGGAGGCAGCCUGCAGCACAUACAUAUUUCUCUUGACUUACUGGAGACUGGAGAUGGAGGGAAAUAAGAAGUCACCUCCCCUUACCCCCUAUUCUCACUGAGUUGGCAUGACACUAAAAGAUCCCCUAUUCCCUAUCAUUUUCAGAAGAACCAAGACGGCUUGCCACUCAUUCAUUCAACAUUUAUUGCAUAUCUACUAUGUGCUUAAAUGCUGGGAAUAGAAAGAUGACUAGACCCAGUCUCUCGAUUCAAGGAAUUCAGAGUUGAGAGAAAGACAGACACAUAAACAGGCAAUUAUAAUGCAGAAUGCUGAGUGCAGCGAUAGAGAUAUUUAUACACAGGAUACUGUGGUAGCCCAGAGGAAGGGUGCUCAGCAGAUACCCAGGGGACAGAUAAGGCUUCUAGAAAGGAAGACACCACAAGGUUUUCAAGAAGUAGAAAGUAGCCAGGAUGAAGGGAGAGAAGGACAGAAGAAAUGGAACUGUAUGUGUUUAGAAACAGUGACGCUGUGGCCUGAGUAGCUCAGCUGAGAUAGAGCGUGGCGGAUACAGUUGGAGGCAUAGGCAAGCCCAGGCCACAGAAACUUGUUAGGCUGUGUUUAGGAGCCUAGAUUUUAUCCACAGAUGACAAGGAGUUCUUGGAAGCCUUUAAAAAGGAAGUUAUGAGAUCAGAUACAUUUUGGAUAGGUCGCACUGGUGGUGCUGUGCAGGUGAGAUCAGAGGGAGGUAAGCUGUGUUUAGGAGACUUUUGUGGCUAUCCUGAUGAGGGAUGCUUACAUGAUAGAAAAUGAGCUGGAUUGGGGUAUCUCAAUCCCAAUGUCAGGCAAGAGGACCUAGAGGCCUUCGGGGUGACGUCCAGGCAUCUAGCUCGAGUGACCAAGAGGAUGUUAGUGCUGACAGCUGAGAUGGAGAUCCAGGCCAAGCAAGUUUGAGAGGCGAAGAUGUGGGUUUCAGGUUUGGAUAUUCAGGUUGAAUAUAAGAUGUCUGCGGAACAUCUAGGGAGCAGCUAGGUGUAUGGAUUUUGUGCCCAGAAGAGAAGUCCAGGCUGGAGGCCUCCUGGCUUCCUGGUGGUCACUGAGACCGUGAGAGUAGAGUUCACCUGGACAGAUGGCGGGGCAUGAAGCGUCAUGAGUUAAGGGCAGAACACCAUGGUGGGGAUGAGAGUUGGGGCAAAGGGCACUGUUCAGCAGAGAAGGGCCUCCUGCAGCCAGCUCCUUAGGCUCCCUGGAAGGUGAGGAAGGCAGGAAGCAUGGGACCUCAGGUGCAGAGGGCUUCUCAGAGGCGGAUUCUCAAGGUAUGGCCUGGUGUGGGGAUCCCUGCAGAUAGAUGGGUCUCUCCAGGGUGAGGAGCGCUCUCCUGGCCCAGCUCCUGGCAUUCUCAAAUCCCAGGGAUCUCUUGUGAACAGGGCCCUGGCCCUGGGGUAGGAGAGAAGAGGCUGACAGGCUGAAGAAUAAUCUCAGAACUGGUGGGGACUUAGGGGAUUGCAGAUCCACCCUCUUGCUUCCAGGGGGAUUGGAUGGGCAGUCCUCCAGGCUGCUGUUGGAAAUUUCUCAGAGAAGGACCUGCUCUGCUGCACGGACCUUCCUGGAAGUCCAACCCAGGUGAACCCUUCUUGCUGGUUCCAUUGCUGCACAUACCAUCCCUUUGCACAUGUGUCUCUUUUCUGAGGUUCAUCAUGCUUGGUUCUGUCGCAUUGUCUGGAGGGAAUACAAGCACCCUGAUUCCUUCCAAAGAAGGGGAGCUCAGGGCCCUGGGUCCUGCCCCACUGGGGCUUUACAUUUUCUGAAACCCCUCUUCCACUUUCCCUGUCCCACACUGAUCCUGGAAUGAGCACUCCAUUUGGGAUGGGUGGCCGCUCUCCCUCUACACCCUCCUCCAGUGGCUUGGCACUUCGGGACCAGCUGCUGGAGUGAUUGACAUAAAGCCAAUCUAUAAAUAAAGUCUUUUUCUUUUCUCAUAAAGACUUUGUGGUUGAGCUUGCCUUCAAGGUCAAGAUCAGACCUUUCUAAAUAAACACAUAUCAAAGGAUCAUUAGCAAAGCAGCACUGUUAAAUUGAGAUAUUAACUUCUGUCAACUGCUUGUUUCUUUUUUGUUCUGUAACUCAUGACUGCAGUAGGUUUUUAUUAUUUUGUCCUCAGGCAGUAGCAUCUGGCUUCUGUAGAGACUGUAAAAAUUAAAAAGCAACACAAAUCAUUGCGAGAGAAAAGCAGUAAAUUCAAUGAUAAGAAUUUAAAAUUAAAAUGUUUCGGUGCUUUUAUAUUCUGCAAAACAUGAAAUGAGUGAGUUUGUUGCCUGUUGCCAUAAACCUCACCCAGCUAAUCGUCCGCUUGAGUUUUUUCCUGUCUCUUUUGCUCAUCACCAUCAAUUCUGUCUUGGCACAAGGCGUAAAGUGAGAGCCGUGUGUGUGUGUGUGCAUGUGCGUGUGCACGCCCAUGUGCUGGCAUGUGUAUGCAUGUACGUGCGUGUAUAUGUAUAGUGGGGCUGGGGCAGAGUGACGGAUGCACUCACUGACUUCCACCUCAUUAGAAUGGAGGAGACAACAGUAGGGAGGCAUCAUGUGGGAACCAGGGUAGGGAAGGAAGAGUUGAAGAUUAUUACAUCCCCAUGGGUCAGAGUUCCCUUUUUUCAUCACCCUUUCUAGUUAAAUACAAAAACAAAACAAAAAGCCCCAACCAACCAACCAACAAACAGAACACUCCAGGUCACAGACAUGAGCAUAAACAGCAACCUGUAGCAUCCAAGUUAAAAUGUAAAAAAGAAUUCCCUGAGCAAGUGUGUGAUGCUGGAUUAGGGGUCUGAGUGGGUGGCUGGGUCUUUCCCAUUCCAGAGAUGCCCAGCCUUUGGAUGGGGUGCUGGGGAGUGGGAUGGGAAGCAUCUUAGGCUCCUUAUUCCAAUCAGAAGAUUUAGGGUUUCUGUGUUGAGGUCACUCAUUCUUACUGCAAAAUUGAGUUGUGUCUCUGGGCCUAGCUAUGUCCUGGGCUGUGAGGGAGAUAAAAGUUGAUUGUUUUUUUUUCUUGCUCUGGAGGAACUUUAAAAAAAGCUUAAAAAAAAAAAAGUCUUUUAAACAGUCAGAGGACAAUUUAAGACAAAUGUGAGUAAGGAUGUGAUGGCAUUGUAUAAGCUGUUUGCAGACAUUCUGGGAAGCGUGCAGAGUGGUGUGGGGUGAGUUCAAGGGGAGCUAUUAGGCCUGAGUUGCCUUGAACUAAUUCUCCAGUCUGUUGGGCUUGGGGUCUGGAAGCCUUGGAAAGCCUGGGGUGAACACUGUCAGGGUGAGCUCACCCCCAUGUCUAAACCAGGCCACGGGACUGGGAGAGUGAGGGGGAAUGCUGCGGGUCCCUUUUCACAUAGCCUGUCCCAGUUUGACUGCUGGACCCACAGGCAUGAGGCCAGAGCUCUUUGUCCCAGACGGACUUCUCCAGCCUAGAGAGAGGUGAGAAAAGAGAGCCAGUCCUUGGCCUCCGUCAAAGGGAAUGAAGGAAAGUGUGAAGAUUAGUGGACGGAGGGGUCGAGUUAAGAGGGUAUGACUAAUAGGCUGGUCAUUCAGAUAGGAGAGCACAUUGUUCUCUGGGCCCAGAUGGUCCUUGGAAUAAAUCAGCUCAGGCAGAAGCAGACUUCCAGUACAAGGAAGUAGGAGCAACUGCUUGCCUGCUAUUCUCUAAUGACAUAGCCCAGGCCCCUGGCCCUGAAUAGCAGCCAUUCAGGCCUCCACUGUGGUGUUGGAGUGGGGGAUGUGUGUGUGCAAUGCAUGCAUGUGAGUGUGUGAGCAAUGCAUGCAUGUGAGUGUGUGUAAAUAUGUCAUGUUCUAGCCUCCGAUGCUUACAGAAGAGUGGAUGAGUGUUUGUGUUGUAAGGAGCUGGUACAGGGAGAUUUUUACCUUGGAGCCCUUCUCAACUUUAAAUUCCAACCCUGAAAGCCGCAUAAGUACUGGAGUCAUUUGAUUAAUGUCUCCUUCAGUAGAUGGGAAGCUCUACCAGGGCAGGGACUGUGUCAGUCUGAUUCAACAGUGUCUCCCCAGACCAGGUGCUGGUGGAUGCUUGAUAGACAUAGAUGGAGGAAAGUUGUAGCAACAUUCUUAUUUUUCUCCAUUGCCUUGCAGUCACAGCCCCCGUUAAUUAAGUAGUAUAUAAGUAAAUGAAUGUAUCAGCUACUCCUCCCAUGACUUCCCUCUAGGGACGGUCAUGAGGACAGAGUGAGCUGGGGUGGGGAUGCACACCACAGCAGUUACAUAGAGUUUUGGGUGGUGCAGGUCCUUUAUUUCUGUACUUGGGACACUCCACAGAUAAUGUGGCUUUGAAGCAGGACUUUCUGUCAUAAAAGUUUUCCAGGUAGACAGCUUCCCUAGUUUCCCUGGUUGAAGACAUGCAGGCAUGUGCAGGUCGUAGAAUACGUGUGAGCAUCACAGUGAUCUGUGGUGGUUUUUCUGGCAUGGUGGCCAACAUUUCAGUGGAAGAGCCUACCCACUCCCCCCUCAUGCCCUACAGUCUCCAUUCAAAGGCUGUGCUAGUUCCUUUUCCCUUCAGAACCCAUUCAGCUUCUUAGGAAAGGGAGGGUAGGGAAGAGCCAAGCAGCAAUAUCACUGAGUAAAUAGGAAUAAUCAAACAGAUACUCCCUGGAGAGAGUUUUCUUUCUAUGAAGAUCUUAAUUAAUAUGAACGCUUUGUCCUGGUGUUCUGAGGCAGACUUUCUGUACCAACCGUGUGUGACUGCUGAUCCAGCUCUGCCUAAAUCAGAUCACUGGGGUCUUUCAUCCUUUGGGGAAUAAGCUCCUUUGGAGAAUCAAGCCAGAUCUUGCCUGUUGGGAGAUUAAAUAAGUUGCCAUGUCUUAAAGUUUAAAAUUAAGUGCAUAUUAAGCAAAUGACAGUGGAGGCCACUGAAGACACCUUAGGCCUGGAAGCAUUUCAGUUAGAGAAUGUUUCAGGGACUCCACACACAUUCAUUCCCCUUCUCCACUCCACCCCACUGUCAUGCCAUCCUGACUUUCCACUCACUGUAAGGUGCUUCAGAAGACCCAAGACUCAGGCUGCCAGAGUGGCUGAGUUGGGUGACUUGGGGGUUGUUUCUCUCCCAUUCAUGUCUGAGAUCAUGAAUGGUCCUCUGGGCCAUUUCUUGAGUGUUUCAUUUCCCAGGCCUGUCAGAGGGAGGCAGUCUUUAGCAUUCUCUGACUGUGCUGGUAUUACUAGGAAACAACAGUCUUCUCUUAAAAGGCAAUUUCAGAAAACAACUGCAACUGAAUGACUCAGGAAGAGGAAGGAAAGGGGAAUAGGAUGAGUGAAAUGUAUGGCCCAGGAGCUUUUGGAGUCUGGAAGAACAAAGGAGGAAUAAAGGAUGGGUACGUGGCAAGAGGAGACCCAUGUUACAGAGUGUCCAUGAUCAUGCAGUGACCAUCCAGCUUGGCUCUGCUGUCGCCUGCAGAGAAUACACUAAUGAAACAAGUGAGUCUUGGGUGAGGGGUGGUGUGGAAUCGUGCUUGGUGGAAGCAUCUUUUGAAUCACAGGGUCUUUCAUGCUGAUCCUUGAGGCGCUGAAAACUUCACAGAACUUCCAUCUGGGUUCAAAUGGGGACAUUUAGAAAGUUCUUCAAAUUCACUGCUCUCAAUGACUUUUGCCCAAAGACUCCAAGCUCACAAUUACUUUAACCUGAAUGAACAGAAAGUAUCAUCCAUGCUGUUUAAUUCUCAGUGGCCUCUUGGACUAGCCUGAAAGUCACAGCUCCCCCAACCCCCAAAAUAUAAGUUAAGAAAGAAGCCUGAAGGUGAUGGAAUAAACACUACGGCUUGUCUUUCUUAUUUUUAGGGGCUCUUUGAGAGAGGGGGAAUCAGGAAGUGUAGGAGUGAGCAAAGUGAUUCUGGGCAGAAACCUGAAUGGAUAUGACAAGGACGAGGGAUCCUUUGUCCGGGAGCUGGUAAAUCCCUGGGGGGCUGCCUGUAUUGUCACAUUUGCUUGCGAGGACACCUGGCAUUGUAUCCACCACCGCCAGAUCAUCUCUAGAUCCACAAGAACCAGGAUCUUUGGCCAGGACUGAGAGCAACUCACAUCUGACAAAAGCCUGUUCACCUCUUAAAAGAAGCCCCUUUUUAUUUUCCUAGCAGGAGGGUGUUGGAGGUCAUGAUUUCUGAGCAUGCUAGUGACAUGGCUUUUGGCAUUUCCAUUAGCAUCCCUGUUCUAGAGAAUCCCCAUAUGCUGUGAAAAUUGAUCUCAAAACAGUAUAUCAUAUAUAUCACCAUCUGAGGAGAGACGAAAACCCACCAAGAGUGUGAUUUGUGGGGGCCCAUUGCUUGAGUGUAGAGGGCUCAGACUCUGAGGUCAGCUUAUGUGCCUGAGGGCAGCUCACAGCAGGCCCUGCAGGGAUAGCUGAGAGCCUGCCCUGGUCUUGGAGGAGAAAGAGAUAGGAAGUGUGCACCAGGAGACAUCUACAUGUUCCAUCAGUGCCCAGAAGUUGUUGUCAGGUUUGACUUCAGAUCCCAAACUGUAGGUGCUCGUUGGCUGCAAUCUCACAGCUUUGGCCACAGAGUGAUAGCCGUUCUGCAGGCCUCUCUAGAGAUCUGUGUCUUCAAUUGUGAAUGACUCCUCAUCAGGAAGGGACAUCUGGGUAGCACUGCACUGAGUACCACAUGAAUGAAUACUUCCAGGUUGAGAGGAGAAACCAAACCCACAAAAGCCUAUGCCCUGCUCCUAACACAUGUGGAUAUGAGUGUACACCUAACAAUCGCACGUAUUAAAAGAUAUGGGAAUAUACGGACUCAGAAGCCUGCAACUCAUAGGGAAUUGGGGAUGGUGAGUGGGUGGGUGGCUUGAGAGAGGAGAGUAAGCCAGCAUGUUUACUUGAGUUGAAGUUGGUCAGAGUCAGAUAUUAAUGGUGUAGGCUCUGAAAAUUAUGACUUGCCUGGAGCUCUGGCUCAAGCCCACAGAAGUAUUAAUAGAUUAUUUUUAAUGUAUUUAUUUGUUUAUUAAUUCAUUCGGUAAAUAUUUAUUGAACACCCAUUCUUACUUAGUAGUAUAUUAGGCUCUGGGAAUUCAGUGGUGAUCAAAUCAGAACCCAUGUCUUCAUGAGUUUCAUGCCUUCUAGGGAGACACAUAAGAAAAUAAGCAAGUCAUAUACAGGAUAAAUAUUGUUAUAUUGGAGGUAUAAGGAUGUUAUUAGAGCACACGUGAGCAACCUCCAACUUGGAUGGAGGCUUCCUGGAGGUGGUGUCAUCUAAGCUGUCAUCUGAAGGAUGAGAAGAAGUUAAGACAAUGAAGGAAUGGGGGAGAAAGGGAAGAAUGCCAGGCUGAGAGUCAAGGUAGGUAAAUGUCCAGAGUAGGGAGAGAGUAAGACAAGUUCAUGGAACUGAAAAUGGGAGUGGGGAGGAGGGCUAAGAUCUGAACUUGGAGAAGUAAAUGGGCAUUAAAUGGUGAAAGGCCCUUGAAAACCAUUUUAAGUAGUUUUUGCCUUUUUCUGGGGACAAUAGGGAAGUAAUGAAAGGAUCUUAAUCAGGGGAGGGACAUCAGGUGAUGUCAUGGAAAAGUUACUUUGACUACUUGGUUUUGACUCAACUGGUGGGUUUAAGCUGAAGGCAGGGAGAUUGGGAUAAUAUUGCCAUCAUUUAGGCAAAGAAUACGGUAGUCUGAACCAGCGUCGCUGUAUGAGGGGGUGGAUAAAUAAAUGCACAAAAAGAUACUAGAAAUCCGAAAACAUUUGGUAAUUGAUCUCUUUCGAGAGGUGAGAGAGGAAUGUAGGAUAAUGCCCGCUUUUCUUGCUUGGGCAACUGAGUGAUAGUGGAGUUCUUUACUGAAAUGAAGAAUACAAGAAAAAAGAGCUUUUUUUAUUGUUAUCGUUAGGAUACUGAACAGUUUUCAUAUACAGUAGCAGGGUGUGCAUGACAUCCAAAGGUAGGGUGUGCCUAGGAGGCAUGUGGGUAUACAGACGUAUCUGGAAUUCAGAAGAGAGAGACCCACUGGAUAUGUCCAUUUUGGAGUUGUCGUCAACAUAUAAAUGAUCAUUGAAGCCCUUGGAACUGGGUGAGUUUAUAUAACAAGAGAGUAUAGAAAGAGAAGAGAGCUUGGAAUAGAAUCCAGAGGAACCCCAACAUAUUCCACCCCUCCAGAACAAUCCCAAUCCACGAUGGAGAUUGAGGAGUUGCUGGAAGAAAUAGGAGGGACACCAGAAGAGUGUGGUGUCAUGGAAGCUAAAGGAAGAGAUUUCAAAAAGAAAAAAGCAGUCAGUUUUAGAUGGUGCUGAGAAGUCCCCUAAGGGGCAGACUAAAAAAUGUCUGUUGCUGUUAGUGACAUGGGAGUCGCUGGGUAUCAAAGGCAAACAGUUUUGGUGUCAGUGGAAUGAUAGAAGCAGGAGUGGGAUUACAGUGGGUUGAGGAGUUAGUGAGCAAUUGGGAGGUAGAGGCAACGUGGGUAGGCAGCUCUAGGAGUGGAGGACGUGGUUAGUUAGACCGAUCCAAGCUUAGGGUACAGCAGGCUGGUGAAAUUGAAGGAUCCCAGGCAGGGGAGUUCAGGAAUUGGCCAGAAGUCAGUGGGGAGUUGGACAAUGGGCCUUGAAGUGUGGACCGAAUAUGAAAGAAGUAAGGAAAGGAAAGGCAUUCUAGGGAGAUUUUUGAAGAUCAAAUAAUGGGUUUGGUGGGAGUAACUGGAUGGGAGAAUUUAAAAGGUGGGAAUGAGGUUUGAAUAUGACACUGUAGAGAUAGAGCUCUUCUUGGUGAUGAAAGACAGAGAGUGUUCUCUAUAAGCACCUCCUAGAGGGGGCCUAAGUGCAGCUCAUGGUACCUGUCUUAGUCUGUUUUGUGCUGCUGUAGCAGAAUGCCUGAGAGUGGGUAAUGUAUACAGAACAAAAAUGUAUUUGGUUCACAGUUUUGAAGGCUAAGUCCAAGAUCAGGGUGCCAGCGUCUUACAAGGGCCUUCUUGCUGCACCAUUCCCUGGUGGAAGGCGAGAGGGCAAGAGAGAGCAGAGCACAAGAGGGGACUAGAUUCAUUUUUUCCUAAGGAACCCACUCCCUCGAGAACGACAUUAAUCCACGCGUGAGGGCACAGCCCCCAUGACCCAAACACCUCCCAAGAGGCCCCACCUCCCAACACUGCUGCAUUAAGAUCAAGUUUCCAACACAGGAACUUUGGGGGACACAUUUAAACCAUAGAAGUACCUAAGUUAAAACACCACAGCCAACUGAUUUAAAUAUCUGUACCCCACACCCUUCUUCACCCAGCCACUGGAUCAGUGUUCUAAGCAGCUACUGUUUCUCCAUCCCCUAAUCAUGUGACACUGUGAUAGACAUUGUUCAUAUAUUAUCUCUAAUCUGCCCAGCAACCUUGCAUGGUGGGUACUAUAACUCUAAUACAGAAAGGAAACUAAGACCCAGAGAUACUAAGUGAUUUGCAUAUGAUUAUGUAGUUAGUAAAUAAAUGGAAGAGUCAGAAUUUGAACCCAGGUGUGGUCUGACUUCAACGCCGAGGCUCUUUGCUUUGUACUUCUCAGACUGUAAGCUUCUUGGGGCCAAGAAGUAUUUUCUUAUCAUUGUGUAGCCUCAGGGUUUGAUUCCUAUACAGAAUUGGGACUCAAGAAAUUUGAGGUGCAUGAGUGAGUCAGUAAGUGAGUAACUGAGUGAGGGGUACAUAAAGUAAAUCUCUAAUGCUGUUCCCCAGGGGAAAUAAAGCACCAUCACCCAAAGAGAGAAAUGAAGAGCACUGGACAGAAGAAAGGAAGAGCAGAAAGAUUUGGCCAUCAAGUGAUGCUGGUGUUGGGUAGCUAGAACAGAGGUGUCUCUCUUCACUACUGUUUCUAACCAGGGUGCUGGACAGCCUGUGGUUGGCCUGAGAGAGUCAGCCCUAAGGCCUCCAUCUGCCCCAGCAUCAACCCCACGCUCCAGAGCUGUCAGGCAGUGGCCCAAAAACUCCAGAGGAGGAGCUGAAAGGGGAGGUACCUAAGAAACAAAACCCACAUGGGAGGAGAGAACCCCAAACCACGAAGUGACAUUCUACUUCACGUUUCCUUUUAGUGUCGGCAUCUGAGGCUGGGGUUUCUCUCCAGACCCUCCUUCAGAGUGCCCAGGGUUGGCGUGUCUGAACGUGUGAGAGUGUUGGGAGGGACCACGCUGCCCAUGAGGAGCAUGCACACCACCUGACAUGACCUUGAACUCCAGCCAGAUGCCUACCAGACACUCGUCUUCCUUCCCUGAAACUGAUUUAUAGAAUCAGGAGAGCAACCUACUUGAAAGGAGGGUAGUUCCAGAUGUGGGGGUAAUGGGAAAUGCUAGUGGGCAAUGUGCUCUUUUAUUUUCCUAUUUUUCUUUAUCAUAUCAUAUUCCUCUCUCUCCCUCCCCAAAUAGCAAGAAGGACAGUAUCUUCCUUCCAGGCUUUAAAAUCCCUUGCAGGCAGCCUGACGUUGCCUAAAAGCCUCUCCCUCAGGCCUACGGACUCCCUCUCAUUGCUUGCCUAUUCAGUAAGCCUAUAAAUUUACUGUCCCCUGUCCACCACCAUCACCACCAGCCUGUUGUGGCAGGGAAGGUGGCCUGGUGAGCCCAGUGGACUCCAGCAGGACUGCAGCAAGGGGAUACUGCUUUGUGCAGCAGCCGGAGCAGCGCUGUCCCUGAGGUCUGCAGGAAAGUCCUGGGGCCCAGGAGGACAGUGGCCCAUCACCCCCAGUAUUGCACAUCAGGUAUCCCCCACCUGUGUGCACCAUGCACACCCCCACCAUCCACCUCCUGGGCCCCAUGUGCUGGGGGAAGGUGUGGUCAGCAGACAGGGGAGGAUGUCGUGCUGACGGAGCCCCUUAGAACAAUAGCUUCACAGGAUCACAAAGCCUAUCCCCCCUCAUGUUACAGAAGAGUUGAAGUCCAGAGAAAUCAAAUUCAUUUGUGCAAUCCUUUAUCCAUCUAUUCGUCCUUCUCUCCAUCCAAUAAAUAUUCAUUGAACACCUGUCAGAACCAAGAGAUAGAGUGCUGUAUAAGAGAAGUGAGGUCGCAGCUCUCAUGCAGCUUUCAUUCUGACAGGUGGGGAAGACAGUAAACCUUGAACUUAAAGCAAGUCUCUAAGUCUUGUGGGUGUCACAGCUGAAGACUAAGGCUGGGCCUCCUGUAGUGUCCUUUGCAAGGCCCCAUACUCCCUGCUUCCUGGGAGGCCAAGCAUUUAGUUUGGCUCUCCAUUGCAGAUGGAGAAGUUUGAGGGAAUAAAUACCAGUUUGGACUAGAUACUUCUGGGUGGCAGAAGGGUACAGGUAGUUUCAGACCAGGAUUGGUUUUUAAUUUUUUAAUUUUGGUAAAUUAUAUGUAAUGCAAAAUUUGCGUUUUGAACCAUUUUAAGAGGACAAUUCAGUGGCAUUAAAUACAUUAGCAUUGUCAUGCAACCAUCAACACACUCUAUCUCCAGAACUCUUAUCAUCCCGUAAAACAGAAACUCCGUACCCAUUAAACACCAACUCCCCAUUCCUUCCCUGACUCCUAGACAGGGAUUCUUAACUUUUUUGUGCCAUUGGCUCCCUGGGCAGUCUGGCGAAACCCCUGAACUCUUCCUCAGAAUCAGGUCUCUACAUGCAGAAAGUAAAAUACAUAGGAUUGUCAUGGAAACUUGAAAUACAAAUAUCAAAAUAUUUUUUAAAAACCAUUUGUAAUAUAGUAAUAUGUGUGAUUCUUUGUUAUCCCAUUAACCAAUAACAUCAGGCUGUAAUUGAAUAACUACCAUAUUUUUGCGGGAGUGGCUUGCAUAGAUGAUAUUUUGAGAUGACUGCAACAUUUCUAGUGCAGUGUGAAAAUACCUGUAAUGUCUACCGGUGACCAAGUAGUUACCAGUACUGCCCAUAUGACUUGCUGGUUGCUUAUAUUCCUAAUGGAAGGAGCUACUGAAUUUCAGUUGGAGGUUGGUGAAAAUAAAGAUGUCACUUUUUUCCCCUCUCUGAGUUCACCAAUCUCCUGAAUUCUGUCCCUGGACAGCUUAGGGGUUCCGUGGACUCCAGGUUAAGAAGCCGUGCCUAGACCUGAGCUCACUCCCCUCUUCUGCCUAGAGGGGCAGUGCACAGUGCACGGGGCUGGGAGCGUGUUGAUACGUAGGAUGUCGUGAGUGAAGCAGUCCCUUUGCAGGGCAUCACAGGAGCCCAGCCAAGGGGAAAAGGUGCCCCCACUCUCCCCAGGCCGCCAGCCUGCUGUCUGAGGUGGGCGGGGCCGGUGCCCCCUAGAAGUGUGCCUUCUGGCAGCUUUCCCCGCCCCCUUCCACCCUCUUGUCCAAGGGCUCAAUGCAGAAGGGAGCCAUAUGGUCCUUUGUGGACACAUUUUCCCUAGUACAGUAUCUUCCUGGUGUGAAUGCAGGCCUGGCGGGCGCCCUGGUGUCAGCUGUCCCUCCCCUUCCCUGGCGCCCCAUCCCCCAUAGCCAGCCCAGAGAGUAGCAGGUUGUGGGGAGUCGGGGAGCCCUGCAGAGUCGGGGUGAGUAAGGAGUCUUUCAGUAACACCCACACACACACUCACACAGAAAACUGUUGAAGUGAAGUCAAAUGUCUCAAAGUCAGAUCCCUUUUUAGUAUGAAUUUGCUGUGUCUCAUUCUGAGCACUAAUUCCAAUUUAAUUGCAAGUGGCCUGAAGCCUCUUCAAUAGGAGUAACAAAUGGUUUGAUUUUGUAAACUUCAUCAGACUGCAUUUUAAAUGCGACACAGUAGCCCAACUCGAAUGCCAAUGAAGCACUGGAGUAGCUCUCUGUUUACUAAUUAUCCGUUUUUACUCCAAGCCACGCUGGCUGGCUUGUCUGAUUAAAUCGGAUUUGUGGGAUAGAGAACAGCUAGCAGAGUUUUCUCUAUAGUAAACGAGAUUGAAACUAUGGGCCGCCUGGCUGCACACUGUAAAUUAUAUUUCCUUUUAAAGGGGACGUGUCUCUUUUAUUUCUCUGUCAUCCCUCCUGCAUAUUAAACUUUACGGUACAGAAGUAUACCCGGCUGCUUCUAAAUCCAGCCUCUCACCCUCCACCUGGUAGCCCACUCUCGCUUUCUGUGAUUUCCGUCUCCUUCUCUGAAGGACUGGAAAGGAAAUUGGUAGCUACAUUCUCUGCUCCUUUAUCUUUUUAACCCUUUUCUUUUCUUCCCCUUUAUUCUGGAAUUGGCUUUUCAUUAUUCCAUUAUUUUCAAAGAUACCUGUGAUGACAUGGAUGCUUAGAAACUAUAUUGAGUUAGCUAAAAGAGAGUUCUGGCAACAGAAUUUACCAGGACCUAACACAGACUGGGUUUUAGCCUUUUAGAAGGAUGUGAAGAUGGGUGGUAUUGGGCCGGGGCAGGCAGGGGUUGGGCAUGAAUUGGUAAUGAUAGUUUGAAUUGUGAAAAAAGAGUCAAUUUCUGAAAAAUCAAAUGUGUUCCUUUGGUUCACCUGGAAUGAUGAAAUCCUUUCCUCUGAACGCAGUGAAAUCAGAAUCACCUGAUUUCUACCUGUGGCCCAGCGGAGAAGGCCGUGGGGCAGGUGUUGGAAGGGUGAACGUUGGUGGUCCCGCCCUCUCGGUUGAAGCCCAGGUUGGGGCAGUGGGUGUGUCCUCUUUCUACUCCCUGGCUGGUUCUGGCUCUGACGUAGAGCUCCUGGGCUCGAUUUAUUUAUUCCUCUGACCCUAGGAAGGCAAAACAACCUCUGUCCUUGGUCCUUCCUGUAAUGUGCACGUGCAUGUGCAACACACACAUGCACACACAUGCAGGUACAUGAAACAAACGCAAGGAGCCCUGAAUCAGGUGUAAUCAGGCUGUGCAUACAUUCUGCCGUUGCUAAGACCAACUCCAUGAGCUCGACCUGCCCUGCCCUCGUUCUUGGUAUCUAUGUAUGCGCUGGGAGCUUUUUUAUAUUUUAAUUUGCUUCUGAAUGUCCUGCAGAAUUAACAGUAUCUGUCUGCACUUUUCCCUUUUUGGCUAUUGUGUGCCGUACAGUACGGGAAGGCCGCAUGGUGUCUCUGAUAUUGAUAGCCUGGUUACUGUGGGAAUGAAUGGCCACCACACUCUCAGGCCCACAGCCCUCCUUUUAAUUGUUGACAGUAAAAAGCGUUUAAAAGCUGCUUAAUUUGUAAUCAUCUUCUGUGGUGGGGGAAGGAGAGGAGCCAUUAAAAUGUCAGUAAAAUGAAUACAUCCUCUCCUUUUUUGUUACUUUGUUUUGCUUAUUUAUAUGGGGUAGUUUUUCUUUUCAUUGCCCAGUGUUUGGGAGAUAUUUAAAUGGCACUGAAACAAUCAGUAUUUCGUUUUAUUUUGAAUUUCUGUCUCGCCCAACCCCUGCUCCCCUCCCCACUCCAUUCUGUCUCCCUGGGCCUUUGUCUUGCCUCUGUCUCUCUCUCUUCUGUCUGGGUCUCCUCCUGCCUCCUGCCUCUGCCUCCACCUCCCUAUCUCUGGAAUACAUUGGGGUUUACUGGAAAUUUUACAUGAGAGCCUAGCUGAGGUUUUUGGGUUUUUUUCCCCCAGAGAACCUACUCCUGGGCUGCAGUUUCUCUGCAGGGGCCUCAGGAUGACUUUGGGAACGUCUGAAACUAGAGAGAGUGACCAUCUAUAGAAAGCAUCUUUUACACGUGAAGUAUACUGGAGAUGAAAGAGUCCUGGGGAUAACUUAUUGUUCAGACAAGGAAACUGGGUCUUACCUUCACGUGGAAACUCCGUGCCUCCCGUGAAGCUCUGGACACACAGCCAGAAUGUAAAUGCCUACUAUGUGUUGGACACUGUGCUCUUGUAAUGAAACUGCUAGAUUCAGAGGGUCUGGUUCUCUGACUUGCUCUCUAUAUGGGCUUUCUUGGGGGUCUUCUCUGUCAUUCUGCUGCUGGGGGCUUGGGAGAGAAAGCUCCCCCUCCAUACUCCCCACCCCAACUGCUCAGCCCUCACCUGGCACAGAGAGGCUUCAGGUACUCUCAGACCCAGCUGCUCAAUAAUUGCCUCUGUGAGUGUUCAGCCAGUUCUAGGAGGUCUUAAGCUGCUAACUGGUAGUCCCCUAGAAAAGGGACCUAGAGGUUCUCUCAAGUCCUGUGAAAUUUUCCCAUCUUCCUAAAAAUCCCCAUCUCACAGUGCUGCUUGAGAGAGGCUGAACCUCGAUUGGCACCCAGCAGGUGCCCAGUCAAUGUUGGAUCCUUUCUUUGCCUUGUCUGUGACUGUCCCUCUGUCAGCCUAAGAAUGUGGUUCCUUUUAGUUAAAGGGAUUCUCUUUAGCUAAAAGAAGGCUGUGAAGUCUGACUUGGAAAGAGAAAAUGCUGACGUCCAUCUCAGUGGGAGAAAGGACCAUUCAACCUGCCAGCACCUUCUUCAAUAGAAUUGUUGAAUAUUAGAGUGGAGAAAAACCCUUUAAGGAUCACUUAUAUCCCUCUUCAUUUUACUGUUGAGGAAACUGAGGCCCAGAAAGGUCUAGUAACCCACCCAGGAGUGCACAGCGAGUUAGUCACUGAGCCAGGACUUGAGGCCAGGUUUUCUACUCUUGUUCCUGUUCAGUUGGGAGUCUGCAGUAAAAAGCCACGUGAGGGCAAGAGGAUGGCUGGGAUGUGAAGAUCCUGGCCUGCCCUUUCAUGCUCCGUCCCGAUGUUCCCCCACCCGCUUUGGGGCUUCUUUUCCUGGAAGCCUCUAAGAUCAGCUGAAUUCGAGACCAAGGGACCCAUAUUUCUUGCAGUGCUCAUGCAACCUUGCAGAGGGUUACAGGAAGAAUACAUGCCAGGGAAUGGACUUAGGAAGAAACUGAUUGUAGCUUUUGGUUUAUUUGCUACCCACCUACCCCCAAAUGCGGGAAGUAGGGAGCCCUUUGGCUGUAGGAACCCUGAGAGUAAACAGGUGCCUGUCUCUCUCCUUCGAACUUUAUUUCUACAGAACAAGCAGUGUAGAGAAACCGAGGAAAACAGUUCUCUGCAUCUUGGGAGAAGUUGUUGAGCACGGGGCCCUCAAGUCGGCACCCUGCCUACUUGCUCCAUCCCACAGUCCAUCAUUCUCCCAGCCUGAUCCCAUCUCAGAGGCACCUCUCUGCCAGAACGGGCAGUCCCUGAGAGAGGCUUCCACAUCAGAUGCCCCACCCAGGGUUGGGCUGGGUUGGGUUGGGCUGGGCUGGGCUAGGCUAGGCUUGCUCUGCAGAGCUGGGCUAGGCUAGGCUUGCUCUGCAGAGCUGGGCUAGGUUAGGCUACUGCAAACUGCCCUUCUCCUCUCUGGGUUGUUGAAGUUGGUCCGAUUUUUCAAUCGUGGGCCAAUUAGUUUCACAAAUGGGGGCCCCCGUGGUGCCAGGGCACAUUUGUUCCGGGCCUGCGCACUGGCCAGGCCCCAUUGUUCUGCCUCCCACCCCCGUGUGGGCCCAUUGUCCUCGCCCCCAGCGGGUGCUGCUUACUGCUGAUUUAUACGGGCAGGCGUCCUGCGGGCUCCAGGCUUCUCUGCCACAGCUGGCGGAGGUGCUUAAGGCCUUGGACCCCGUGACCUUUGCCCUAGUCCUGCUGUCAUUUUGAAAGUUACAGACCAGAGGGCUGCAUACCUCUCCGGAUUUACUUUCCACCCCAACUCAUCCCCCCCCACCCACUCUACUGCACACACGCAUGUGCGCGUGCGUACACACACACACACACACACACACACACACACACACACUCCCUUUCCUUCUUCCUCUGCUUGCUCUUGGAGAAGUUUUAAUUCAUUCUGGAAUGUCUGGAAGGGUCCAGCCACUGGACUGGAAACCAAGAAGAAGGAGCUGCUGGGGCAGGUGGGAGGUACCAGCCGAGGAUAUUAGUCUCUGCUGAUGUGCUUGGAAGCAGCUACUUCCCGGAAUGUGGUUUUUAAUCCUCGGAUUCAUUAGUUCCAUAUCUGAUGCUGGGAGGAAGGGAGGAGGAUGUUGCUGUCAGUGUGGCACUGCCAGGGAACCAGGACUUGAUUUGGCAUCUUGCAACUUAGCAUGCCCCCUUCCUGCCAGAGGCCCCUGCACCCUAGAAAGGGCAACGCAGCGUAGGAGGUAGAUUGAAUGUGAAGGUGGUUUUGUAGCCCAGUACGAAAAUGCAGAUCUUGUCCCCUCUUAACCCGUUUAUUCUCUCUCUCCUUGCAAACCAAACUUCUCUCCUCCUUUUUUUUUAAAACCUCCUUCCCUUUUUUUAUCCACCCCUUUUCUUGUCCCCCUCCCUCAUUUUCUCCCCCUCUUGGGCUGGUUUGUUGGAGUGAUUGACAAAAUUAGUAAAUCCAUUCAUGUUACUUUUAUUGUGCAGGUCUCAAUAAAUCCCCCAUGUCCAGGGCGCACCUUAAUGAGCUAGUGAGCUGACAAAUUUGUUUACUGUAGCUGGAGGUGCCGAGUAAUGAAAUGCACUUGUGUCUGCAGCUCACUGCUAAACAAAUACACGGUUUUCCGGGAGCCAGCUCUGCUAGCUGCUGCUGCCUGAGGACACAGCCACAUUCCCCAAGAGACUGAAAGUUGUAUGUGUGCAUAUGUUUUGAAAAAUGUAAUCACUCUCUCAUCCAUUGCUUAGUUUUAAAACAAAUCUGAAUCAGCUGCUCAAACUCCCCCCCUUUUUUGUUAUGCAAUGAAGAUGCUUUUGCUCCCUUGACUGACGGUAUUGAAACCAUAACAUUCCCCUUUUCUCUUGUGGAAAUGGAAUGUCAUACAGAUGUAUAGAUGCCUUCCAUGAUUCUACGCAGAUAAGAAAGGAAGGAAAAAGGGGCAUAGAGGACUGGAUAAAGAGACCUAAAAUUGACAAGGACGAAAUUGACAAGUGAUGCUAAGGUUUUUGGCUCUUAGCUUGGUUUGGGAAGAUGUAACUGAACGCCUCAGCAGUGGGUGACUCUAUAUGCAGGAGACAAACACCCAUGCAUGAGCUCAAAGCUAAUUGAGUUUGAGACAAGUCUUCGAAGAUGGUAUCUUUGUGUAUUCUACCCCAGUAAAAGGAACUGGGGAACUUGUCUCCCACUCACCAGCAGCUGAUUGGAGUUUCCAGGGUUCGGUGGGCUGAUUUGGCCUUCAUUGCCCACAUAGCUAGCCUUCUGAGGAACGCCAGAAGUACAGUAGUGCAUCCCUAAUGAUCCUGAAACUCAUGCCCAAGAGGAAAACCAGAGAACUAAAGAGAGGGCUCUUGGCCAUUUGUCCAGUAGAUUCCUUGAAAAGGAGGUGAGCCCUAAAUGAUAGUACAGGGGAAGUCAAAAUGGAGGAGCCACUCAGAUUCAAAGGCUGGACUUUGUUCCUUUCUGUCUAUUCCUCACCCCACCCCAGCCUUCUCCAUCCUUUUAAGAUGCAGACAGAGCCUUCCUGCCUUGGGUGGGAGUCAGCCUGGUGCUGCUUGUCUCUGCCUCUCUUUCUCUCUUGCAGAGUGGAUGGUACAGCCCUGCUACCUUUUUCAGCAGCAACCUGGGGGCAAAGGGAGGAGAAGAUGGGCGAAAGGAAAAGGCGUCAGUUUAUAUGAUGGUUUGAGUGUGUGGUCACGAAGGUUGCCCAUGCUGGAGAUGGUGUCUUAGGAAAGAGUAAUCCCCCAGGAUGUCAGAGGGAGCAGAAAGACAUAUCUGAAGGAUUUGGGGGCUGGGGGUGGAGGGAGGGGGAAGUUUCUAGUUUAAAUCAAGGUUUUCACACCCUCCUAAAUUUGAUAUUUUCUUUCUGUGGGGAGAAGAAGCUUUCGGGGUGGCAGGGGAGGCAGUCCUUCCUUUGUUGGGUGAGGUUGGGUAGGAUUGGACGUGAGAAGCCCCUCCGGGGUACAUGUGCAUGCACGAGCACACACGGGCAUGCACCCACCCCAGCACAUGCACACACAGCAGUCCCAGCCUGCUUACCAAAAAAAGCUGGAGUAUAUUUAGAUCCCUCUGCUCCUUUGAUUAAGAAACUGCUUAUAGCAGGAGAUAAUAAGAGCUUUGCUCCAAGAAGGUGUAGCACCUGAACAUCUUCUCCAGCUGUGUACCCCUCUGAUCCUCUUCCUUCCCAUCUAUUAAAGAGAUAAUUGGUAUGGAAAUGGCACAGGUGUAAACAUGAGGGGUUUUGUGUUUCAUAAUUUCAGACCCCGUCAUCACCUGGGUGAAAUACCCUAGGUCUGUGUCACCCCUUCUGCCUACUAUUCCACCCUGGCCUGGCUUUCUCCCUUUCUCUCUCUUUCUUUCUUUCUUCCUUCCUUCCUUCCUUCCUUCCUUCCUUCCUUCCUUCCUUCCUUCCUUCCUCCCUCCCUCCCUCCCUCCCUCCCUCCCUCCCUUUCUUUCUUUUUCUUUUCUUUCUUCCUUUCUUUCUUUUUCUUUUCUUUUCUUUCCUUCCUUCCUUCCUUCCUUCCUUCCUUCCUUCCUUCCUUCCUUCCUUCCUUCUUUCCUUCCUUCCUUCCUUCUCCUUUUUUUUUUUUUUUGCUAAAAUUAAGCUUGUUUUAAAUUGGAAGACUUUGAGUCAUACAUGCCCUGUAGUCAAAACUGGCAGUGUUGCCACUGGGGGGUCUGGUGUGGGUCACCUUCUCUGGAGAUAGAAUUGAUGCAAAUGUGGUCCCAGAUAUUUGCAUGGAUCCUGCCCAUAUUACUAAGAGUCAUGUUCCUUGAGUCUUGAUAGCAUCAUCCUUUCUACAUGCAUCCCCUUUUCCUACUUCAGAUUCCCUUUGAGCAGAUACCCUGGGAGUCCAGGCUAAGACUGAGUCCCAUUCAUUCUUCAGAACAGCAGAGGUGCUAAUUCCUUGACCUGAAAAAUUAUUUUCUUGGGUCAAAGCUGACUUAUAUAUCUGAUUUACAUUGAAA